CCCCCCCCCCACCCCGUGGGUGGGUGAGCCGAGCUGCUGAGUGAAUCUGUCCGGCUGAUGAUGGAGCUGAGACUGUAAUGGCGGCCGGCGGCGGCAGGAGCAGCAGCGGCGGCGGCGGCUGGAGCUCGGCGCUGCCCUGACACCCGGCUACUGCUCCGCGUGGCCUUGACACCCCCGGGCCGGUCCCUCCCCACAAGCAGCGCCGCUCCGGACUCGGGACACCAGGCGGGAGGAGCAGCAGCAGCAGCAGCAAGAGGAGGCGGGGGAAGGACUCCCCACAGACAAUGGACGAACAUCCCGGAGCCGGCGGCGGGAUCAUGGCAGGGCCCAGCCCGAGGCCGCAGCAGCAGCAAGGGCCGCUGCCGCCCGCCGGAGGGAACGCGAACUCCCAGCUGCUCGGCCAAGGCUGCGCGGGGCCCGGCGGCGGAGGCAACCUGCCGCCACAGCAGCAACCCCAAGGCCCGGCGGCGGCGGCGGCUCCGGAAGCGGUGGGCCCCGGCGGCGGCGGCGGCUCGGAGCUGUCCCGGCCUCAACACUACACCAUCCCGGGGAUCCUGCACUACAUCCAGCACGAAUGGGCCCGCUUCGAGAUGGAGCGCGCGCACUGGGAGGUGGAAAGGGCCGAGCUCCAGGUGAGGGUCCUGGAUGGGCGGAGGGGACGCACACAAGCACAAUGAGAGAGAACGGCUGGCUUGAGGCGUCCGUAACCGGGAAGGAAGGAAGCUGCGGUGGCGUGGCUGAGGAGGGAGGGGAGCUGGGUGCGGGGCGGACGACGACGCGGCGGCGAGGGAGGAGAAAGUUACCUGUCCGGCGCGGCGGGCGUCACUCGGCACGUUCCCCCGCUCGCGGCUCCUCGGGUUGGGCAGCCUUCCCCGGGGCAGCCAUUUUGGUUCCUAGCAUGGCGCCCGCCUGGGCCUGUCAGGCUAGUCAGGGGAGGGCUGCCGUCUCCCCCCGGCCCCGGAUUUUAAAGCACCGACUCCGCAGCGUCCGCGCGCCCUGACAGUUAGCUGGGGCUCGAGGGCGGGGGGGGGGGGAAUGCGACUUUCCCGCUUGCGGCUGUCGGAGCCCUCGGGACAUUUGGGAGGCUUCUACGGCCUACCGGGAGGGCGAGUCGCAUCAUCUUUAUAAGGACACGGUGAUCUCAACCUGCUCUUAGCCCCCGACCUUAUUUAUUUCCAGCUGUUACCUUGGGAAUACAAAGCCGCGCACUUCCUUCUUGGCGAGGGACCCCGCCUUCUUUUUAGGAAUAAGAGGCGUGUUCCCCCUUCAAUCUCUGUUCAGCACCCACAUGGGUGACACUACCACUAAAAAUAAAUAAAAAUGAAACGGAAAGUGGGAGACGUGACCAGAGAGAAAUGGAUAAAUUUGACGGAUCGACCAUUUCAGGCUGCUGCUGCUGCUUAUUCUUCAUCCAUUUGUAAUCUAGGGUUACCUCAGCAAAAUACAGUAAGGUGUAAGGUGUUUGCCAGAACCAAGUAUUACAUAGGCACAUGAGUCAGGGAUCCAGGAGUGGCCAGGACUCUCUACUUUGCAUGCAUUGCUGGGUAGUUAAUCUGGUUUUGUCAUAUGUGAAUGACCAUUAAAAUUGGGUGCCUAGGUGUGAAGGUACAUGCUUCUCUAUAAUUAAAGUCUCCAAUUGUACACAUCUGAGGUUUAGCUACAUUCUAAAAGGUUUUUAAAAAAUACAAAAUAAGCCUGCAUUCGUACUGCAUCCUGUGAUGUGUUUCCCCAUAUAGCUAAUGAAAGGAGCAGUGUGAGGCAUGUAAAAGCGAAGGUGUGCUUUUCUUGAUUAAUAUGGUUGAUUUUCAACGUAGUUAGAUUUGGAUCUGGAAGCCCUAGGUCUGUCAGAGGACAAGUACUGACUUGUGCACAGCUGUGCAAUUUCUCACCUGCAGUUUCCUGUUGGGUGGGGGGACAGCAUUCCAUCUUACAGGGUUCUUGUGAGGCAAACACUGAAUUUUAUAAUGCACUGCAAAGCCAAAGAGAUACUGCAAAGGAGAACAAACAGUAAUAAUGUAAUCGAGACUAAAAUGCCUGCUAGACGUUGGGUGUCAUGACAAGUGACAACUAUAUUUUGGCAAAUCUAUUAUUUAACAGAAUUACUUUUGUUGUUGCUGUUGCUGCUUUGCGGGAUCACGUAUAUCAUAUUGAAAGAGAAGUCAUGUUUAUUCAUGAGACUAGCUAAGCAAGUCAAAUUCAUGAUCAUAUAUGUUUAUGACAUAUAGGACCCAGCUUGGGCUGAUUAUAAGUCUUUAUCUUCAGUUAGAUGCUUUAUCUGCUAGCAGUGUGGCUCAAACCUUUUUUAUUAUUGAGAUUUUUACAAUCUGGUAAUGGUUCUAGGACAUGGAGAAAUAAUAUAGAUGUCAAACACUGAUUCAGAUGAAUUAUGGUGAUUGUAAUAGGAAAGAUAUUAGGUGAAGCUUUGUGUCUUUUGUGGCAUUGAAGACCAUUUAAUACAGCAUUAGAUGACUUGCAUCCCUGUAUCCAGUUAUCUGGGACUAAAUCCCAUCAAACUAAAUGAGACUUACUUCUUAGUAGACAUGUGUUAGUCCUUUGAAAGUUUGAUAGGUCACUCCAGGGCAAGAUUAGUCAGUAUGAUGUCCUCCAGAUGUUGUUGGUCUUUAACUCUCAUCAGCUAGCAUGGGGAAUGGUCAGGGAUAAUAGAAGGUAGAGUCCAAUGACAUACGGAGAGCCUCACUUCAGGAUUUCUGUCACGUAUCUUGCAGCUUUUGUCAUUAACUCGUGUUCCCUUAGUUUGUUGCAGUUUCCUAGAUUAGUUUUUAUAUACAUUACUGGCUUUUUCUUUCUCUCAAAGAAGGACCAAUAAAAAUCUCCAACUGAUUCUAAACAGGAUGGAAUGACAAGUAAGAGGCUGCGUCUUGAGAGGAUAAUCCAUGAAAAUUGGAGAUCCCCUCUAUGUAAACUGUAGUACUGGGAUGGAGAACAGAGUUUGGCUAGUAGGCCAGCUUCAAAACUCGCCCACAGUCCCACUUACCAACAUUGACAGGUGUGCAGGACCACUCACCUGUCAACCUUCUACUGUUAUAAUGAUGUCAUUUGAUUGACACCUGUCAAGGUUUGGUCACUGUAAUUGCUGAGCAGCUGAUUGGUGGUUAUAGCAAAUUCCUUUGAAGAUGCACUUUAAGUGCCAAUCAGCUGUCCAGUGCUGGGAUCAUGCCUUACAAGGGGUGGGCUUUGGAGAAAGUUCUCACUUUUUAAUCAGAGAUUUCCCCCCUCUGCAAAGGAAACUAUUUGGCUACAAAGCACUCAGCUGCAUUAAGGAGUUCUUAGCCGAAAUUUAAACUCCUAGUGCAGGGGUAGGCAACCUGCGGCCCAUGGGGGUUGUUUAACCGGCCGACGAGCUGCCUGCUCAGUGAGUCCCUGUGUGCUGUGCUAAACUGGCGCGGCGCGGGGACUCGCUUCCGUGGCACCGGAAAUCGUGUUUGCGCAGACACCGGAAAUCACAGGCGUGUGCACUCAGGUGUGCACGCAAUCCAGCCCACGGACGGAUCUCCGCUGGAGUGAACCAGCCCAGGCGAGGUAAACCUUGCUGCCCCCUGUCCUAGUGCUUCAUUUAUGCCCACACAGUAUAACCACGGUAGGUGGCUGUGGUUCAUGGGAAGCAGUGCUGCAGACCAAACUGGGACCCAUAUUGGGCCUUCUUAUGCCCAUGAGCUGGAGUUUUCUGCCCCUGCUAUCAGUGUUAGAAACUGAGAUUUGAAAGAGGUGAUAUGAUAGAAGUUUGAUAAAAUGAAGCACGGCAUGGAGAAAUAUGACAAAAGAAUAAAAUGAAGCAUGGCAUGAACAAAGUAGAUAGAGAAAAGUUUUUCUCCCUCUCCCCUAACACUAGAACUUGUGGUCAUCCAUUGAAGUUGGAUGCUGGAAGACUGAUAAAAGAAAGCAUUUCUUCAUGCAGCAUGUACUUAAAACUAUGGAACUUGCUCUCAUAGGAGGCAGUGAUGACCACCAACUAAAAUAGAUUUAAAAGAGGAUUGGACAAAUUAAUGGAGGAUAAGGCUAUCAAUGGUGCUGCUCUACCUCCAUAAUCAGAGUCAGUAUGCCUCUGAAUACCAGUUGCUGGGAAUCAGGUAGACAGAGUGCUGUUAAGUUCAUGUCCUGUUUGCAGAAUUCCCACAGGUAUCUAGUUGGCCACUGUGAGAACAUGAACUGAACUAGGUAGGCCAUUGGCCUGAUCUAGCAGAUGGUUCUUAUAUUCUUAUCUUACCCAUAAUUUGUACCUCUUCAGAUUUGAAAAUACAGUGGUACCUCGGGUUAAGAACUUAAUUCAUUCUGGAGGUCCGUUCUUAACCUGAAACUGUUCUUAACCUGAAGCACCACUUUAGCUAAUGGGGCCUCCCACUGCCAUCGUGCCGCCACCAUGCAAUUUCUGUUCUCACCCUGAAGCAAAAUUCUUAACCUGAGGUACUGUUUCUGCAUUAGUGGAGUCUGUAACCUGAAGCGUCUGUAACCUGAAGCGUCUGUAACCCAAGUUACCACUGUAAAGGCAAAUGAAUUGAAGAACUGGGAAACCUCGAAUUCGGAAAUGUUUUUGCCUUUCAGAAUAUAACCCAGGAUACAAAGUAGGUAAAGUUUGGUCCAGUUAUUUGCUCUGUAUUCCUGCUACAAAAGAUGUGUUGGUGCAAAAAGCAAAGCAGAACUUUUUUUGUCAAAACUAAUGUUCAGGCAGCUAAUUUCUUCAUGACGAAUUUAAGGCUGUAACAUAAUGAUUUUAUUAAAAAGAAAGGAAAAAAUAAUAAAACAAUAGAAUUGGAGUUGGAAGAGACUUCAAAGGUCAUCUAGUCCAACCCCCUGCAGUGCAGUAAUCUCAGCUAAAGCACCCAUGACAGAUGGCCAUCCAACUUCUGCUUAAAAACCUCCAAUGAUUGAGAGCCCACCACUGUUGAACAGCUGUUACUGUCAGAAGGUUCUUCUGAUGUUUAGCAGGAAUCUCCUUUCUUGUAACUUGAAUCCAUUGCUUCAGGUCCUACCCUCUGGAGCAGGAGAAAACAGGCUUGUUCCAUCUUCCAUGUAGCAGCCCUUGAGAUAUUUGAAGAAGGCUAUCAUAUCUCCUCUCUUGUGCAGGCUAAACACACCCAACUUCCUCAACUGUUCCUCAUAAGGCUAUGUUUCCAAAUCCUUGAUGAUUUUGGUCACUCUCCUCUGCACACAUUCCAACUUGUCAAUAUCCUUCUUAAAUUGUUGUGCCCAGAUCUGGACGCAGUCCAGUGGUACCUAGGGUUACAUACGCUUCAGGUUACAGACUCCGCUAACCCAGAAAUGGUGCUUCAGGUUAAGAACUUUGCUUCAGGAUAAGAACAGAAAUCGUGCUUUGGCGGCGCAGCGGCAGCAGGAGGCCCCAUUAGCUAAAGUGGUGCUUCGGGUUAAGAACAGUUUCAGGUUAAGAACGGACCUCCGGAAUGAAUUAAGUACUUAACCCAAGGUACCACUGUAUUCCAGGUGUGGUCUGGCCAAGGCAGAAUAGAGCAGUGCUAUUACUUCCCUUGACCUGGACACUAUACUUUUGUUGAUGCUGCCUAGAAUAACAUUACCUUUUUCCCUGCUGCAUCACACUGUUGACUCAUGUUAGCCUUGUGUUCUACGAAGACUUCUGGACCCUUUUGACAUGUACUACUACUAAGACAAGUUUCCCCCAUCUUACAUUUGAGUAGCAAGUUCUUCCUGCCUAAGUGUUGAAUCUUACAUUUGUUCCUGUUGAAAUUCAUUUUUUAGUUUAGGCCCAGUGGUCCAAUCUGUUGAGGUCAACUUAAAUGACUGGAAACAAUAUUGAAAGAACAGAUAAAUGGGGAAAACGGUAUAAGCAGAGUAGUGGCUGCAGGUUAAAUAUUACUGCAAGAGAUAAAUGGUGGUAAGUGUUUGCAGUACAGCCAAAACUGCCAGUUAUGCCAUAGUGACAGUAAUUGAGUUUGGAAACUAGGCAAACUGCUUCCUUGAUCAUAAGGAAAUGUGGAAAAGCAUCCACUGGGUCAACUGAGAAUAUAUACAAAAAUAAAUAUACAGUGGUACCUCGGGUUACAUACGCUUCAGGUUACAUACGCUUCAGGUUGCAGACUCCACUAACCCAGAAAUAGUACUGGACCAUAAAGAAGGUUGAUCGCCAAAGAAUUGAUGCUUUUGAAUUAUGGUGCUGGAGGAGACUCUUGAGAGUCCCAUGGACUGCAAGAAGAUCAAACCUCUCCAUUCUGAAGGAAAUCAGCCCUGAGUGCUCACUGGAAGGACAGAUUGUGAAGCUGAGGCUCCAAUACUUUGGCCACCUCAUGAGAAGAGAAGACUCCCUGGGAAAGACCCUGAUGUUGGGAAAGAUGGAGGGCACAAGGAGAAGCGACAGAGGUUGAGAUGGUUGGACAGUGUUCUCGAAGCUACAAACAUGAGUCUGACCAAACUGCGGGAGGCAGUGGAAGACAGGAGUGCUGGUCCAUGGGGUCACGAAGAGUCGGACACGACUAAACGACUAAACAACAACAUAGUAAUGUGGCUGAAAAACUUGAUAAAAAUGAGAUUCAGAACUGUCCAGUAAACCCCCAUUAAUUAUAGAAAAGCAGACCAGGACAGCCAGUUACAGUGAGGGAAGCAUUAAAACUAUACAGUAUUUAAAAUAAAGCAAUUCAUUAGUUUCCUAUAGUUUUAAUGCUGAGUUUAUAAGUUAUGUGAUAUACUGGUUAAAUGAUGUUCUUAGCUAAAGGUUAAAUAUGUUCUAUGUGGAGAAGGAUCAAUACGGUUUUAAAAAGACAAUUAUUAGAUGUGUUUUAAAUAUUUAUCUCAACGAAGUGUAAUCCCAACAUCGUUGCAGUUAAUGGAUUUUGAGGUGGCUUUCAAUUAAGCGGAAUGGCUGUUAUUCAAAUAAGCAUUAAUAUAUUUUUGGGACAUCAAUAUCAUGAAUGACAGUAAUAAACAUAACUAGAUUGGUUAUAAAUGGUUAAUUGUGGAAACUGGUAUUUCUUGAAGGGAGUUGGGUGAAACUGUAUACUCUCUUCACUAUUCAGUUUUUGUGGUGAGACUCUUACUAUCUUAGUUCAGUCUGAAAGGAAUAUAGAUGAGUUGAUGGGUUGCAGCAUGAGAAGAAAGUGAAAUCCCCUUCUCUGCAUCCUGACUACAGCCCUUCUCAGGGUAAUAUACUGGUUGAGUCCAAGAUGACUGAGCCACAAAGAUGAUAGAACGUGCAAAGAGGAUGACUGUACGUCUUGGAUAUGUUUGACGUGGUAUUUUUAUAUGAAUUGGAAAUCAGCAACAUUUUUGUACAAAGCAUUUCUGAUGCUGCAUCUUGAAUAUAAUAUCAAAACAAGGUAACAAAGUAUUUUACAAUUUAUAAUAUUGGAAUAAACAUGCUAAAAAAACAUUCAGGAGCCAACUUAAGGAGCUGAUAUGACCAGCUCCCUUGUCCUGAUUUCUGCUCUUCUGCCUUCCUACAGGUCUUAAGUAGCUCCAGGGGAGGUGGGGGUGUUGCCCUAACAACUUAAUGAUUUAAUCAUGGUAACAAGAACAUGAUACAUUGUCUAUGAAUUACUUAAUUUGUGAAUUGGAAGGGUGUUUACUAGAACAGGUGUAAAGUUUAAGAAUAGUAUCUCAUUUACAAAGCAUAUUCAGAGCCUUUUUUAAAAAAAGGGGGGGUACCUUGUGAUUUCAGUGUUAAUACUGAGACUGACGCCACUGGAAUUGAGUUUGGUUUGGUUUUAAAUCCACAUGUCUUGGUCUUUCACACUUUCUCUGCGUUAUUGGUGCUGGUCACAACUAGAAGCCUGCUGAAUAAAAUUCCCUUUGGAAAGUAGGGAUUGGAGGUACAGUGUUGUGGUAGUUUUAUUGCUAUCUAGUAGUUCAGUUCUAGAAGAUGGUACCCAGGAAUUAUUGUUCAGCCUCUUGACAGUUAUGCUGUGGGCUUUCAUAUGGCUUUGUUUUAUCUCCCAUGCUAUUCAACAACUGCAUGAAACCAGUGUUAGAAACUCAGACAUAUAUGUUAAUCGCCAAAUGAGAUCUUAAACCUAGGUUACAGUCGUCACAGCGAAAUGUCUAGGUGCCUUUUUGCGGUGAGAUUUAUUAUUGUUAUUAAUUUCAUUUCUAUACCGCUUUAAAUUUUAAAGAAAAAAUUCAAAAGUCUUCUACAACACAUUAAAACAUCAGAUACUGUAAAACAAUCCAGAAUAAAACGAAUUUAAGUUUCAAGGGAAAUAUAUCACUUUGCUUUCCUCAUAGUUAUUUACUUACUUAAUUUAUAUAGCUGCCCCAUAGCAGAAGAACUGUAGGAAGCCAGUGUGGUGUAGUGGUUUGAGUCUUGGACUAGGACCUGGGCCUUCUUGGUAGUGGUGCCCUUGGUAGUGGACAGGGAAUAACAACAACAACAACAAAUCAUCAUCAGGGUUCAAAUCCUCCUCAGUCAUGAAGCUCACUGGGUGACCUUGGACCAGUCACAGCUUUAGUCUACCUCACAGGGUCAUUGUAGGGAUUAACUGGGGAGGAGGGUGAGCCAUGUACUCCUUGGAGAAAAAGGUGGGAUAUAAAUGCAAUAAAUAAGCUUUUCUGCUUGCCUGCUUAAGAAAGCAGUAGGGGCCAGCCAGAUAGAGAUGUCAGUCGCCAACUUGGCACCCACAGAUUUCCAGUGGUUGCAGUUGGACCCGCGCCAGUAGCAUAACUGUCCUGGCGCCUGGGGAAUUUCUAUCACUAGAAACCACUGUGGGUGUGCUGAGGUGUUACCAAUAUGUGGCUGGCACCCAGCUUUAUAUCUCCUUUUCAUCUAAUCCAAGUGAAGCAGUGGGUGUUCUGAACAAGUGCUUAAACUAGGUAAUGGACUGGACUAAACUAAGACUUAAACUGCAGUGUGUUGUAUUUGGGACUGCCUUUGAAAAUGUUCUUGAGACGUCAUUUGGUACAUAAUACAGCAGCCAGGCUAUUUAUUGGAACUGGUAUUAAUUACUCCUCUACAUGAUCACUUGCUCUCUCUUCCAGGCAGUUUCCAUUGGGAUCCUUAUCAGCUGCUCUUCUUCGGGAUCAUCUGCUUAAUGAAGUGAACAAUGUGGUUACUAGGGAGAGGGCCUUUUCAGUGGUGGUGCUCAGUUUAUGGAAUGAUUUUUCUAGAAAGCCUUGCCUGGAUUGUGGUUUUCCUGGAAUCAUGUGAAUACCUUUUUCCCCCUCCCAGGACUUUUAAUUUCAGUUUUAAUCAUAGUGGGUACAUCUUUCUGGUGUGCUAGAUCUUUGCACCAUUCCCCUCUUUAUGUUGAUGAUUUUAUAUUGCUUUCAUUUUUUUUAGAUGCUGUAGUCAGGCUAGUUUUAGAUUAGCCUUGCUAUUUUUAUUUUUUAAAAGUUUUUGGCAUUUCUGCUCCGUAACAGUUCGAACAGUAUUGGUAUAUGUUUUGUUUCUGUCAACUUCCCAGAGAACUAUGUUGUAUUUGUAGUAUAAGUAGCUAUAAGAAUAGUGAAAUAAUAAAUAAAAUGCAGCAUUACAGAUGCACUUUGUGCCGCUCAUAUUAGAGACACAGUUUUUGCUCUGAUUAGGAUGACUAAUGUAGCUGGCGUUCUCAUGCUCCUUUCUCCUGUGGCAUGUGUCUAGUCUCUUAUAAUAAUAAUAAUAAUAAAUUUUAUUUAUAUCCCGCCCUCCCCAGCCAAAGCCAGGCUCAGGGCGGCUAACAACAAACAAAUAAUCAAACAAUCAAAUAAUCCAACAUUCUAAAACAUUUCAUUAUAAAAAUUAAUUAAAAUCAAAUUAAUGGCAACCGUUAAGCAAAGUUCUGUGCAGGUUGCCGGAGGUGGGAGUCAGGCUGGGCCCUGACCAAAGGCCUGGUGGAACAACUCUGUCUUGCAGGCCUUGCGGAAAGAUGUCAGGUCCCGCAGGGCCCUAGUCUCUUGUGAUAGAGCGUUCCACCAGAUUGGAGCCGCAGCCGAGAAAGCCCUGGCUCUAGUUGAGGCCAGCCUAACCUCUCUGAGGCCUGGGACCUUCAGGAUGUUUUUAUUUGCAGACCGUAGGUUCCUCUGUGGGGCAUACCAGGAGAGGCGGUCCCGUAGGUACGAGGGUCCUAGGCCGUAUAGGGCUUUAAAGGUUAAAACCAGCACCUUAAACCUGAUCCUGUACUCCACCUGUACUCUUCCUUUCAUUGAUGUGCCAUAGGUGGUCAUGGUGUGGGAAUGACAAAAUAAAUUUAUUACAGAGUACAGUCAUACCUCAUGUUACGUCCGCUUAAUGUUAUGUUCUUUCAGGUUACGUCCUGCGGCGACCCAGAAGUACCGGAAAGGGUUACUUCAGGGUUUCGCCGCUCACGCAUGCGCAGAAGUGGCGAAUCGCAACCCGCGCGUUCGCAGACGCACCGCUGUGGGUUGCACUCUUUUCAUGUUGCGGACGGGCCUCCGGAACGGAUCCCGUUCGCAACCAGAGGUACCACUGUAUAACAGUAUAACAAUUUUUUGUUGGAAUAGACUUAUACCUUUGAAGUAAAUGAGUUUCAGAAACAAGCUUUCAAUAUUAUUUAGAUUCCGGUACAGAAAAAACCCCACAAAUGAACAAGUGGUUUUCAAAAGGGAAGGAGUGUCUGUUUAUCCUGUUGAUUCACUCAGCUCCUUUUGAGAUGAAAAAUUUGCAGUGCAUCUUCACACUCACUCAGUUAAAACUUGCUGAAUUUGUAGCAGGAACACUGCUUCAAAAUAAUCACAUGCCUUCCUCAAAGUGAUUUACAAUAAAUAACUAUUAAAAACAGUAACAGAAGAAAGCCACUUUGGGAGCAUUUGAAAUGCGGACCAACUUGAUUUUGCAUCGGAUCUUGUGUAGUGAUUUUUCUCUGAAUACUUAACAUUGUCUUCCAUAUAAAACAGUUGUUUCUAUUUGAACUCUCUUGUACAAGCUGUUUGCCCUCCUGGACUACUUUAUGUGAGAAAAACAGUUCAUUCCACCUUAAUCAAGACUCUGCAGUUCUCCGUAGGAAAGUCCCCUGUUGCAUAAGAAACUGACAUUAGCUGUUCUACUGUCAGCCUUCACACAAUAUCUGUAUUGUUCUUUUUUUCUGUCAUCUCUGCUGCUGUUUUUAACAUUUCGCUUUCAGUUAUAAUUAACACAUAUGAAGCUGAUACAUUUACAUAAUGCAUGAUGGAAAACUAAAUUUGUGAGAGAUAUAAGAAAGUAGCAAGGGGUGUCAUAUCAAAUUUGUUGGGGAGGGUUACGACUUAGUGUGUAGAACCCAUGUGUAUGAUAGCGAUAUAGGCAGUCCAGAAGCUGAUCGUGCAUUCUUUUCAAGCAUAAAGGGAUGUGUGAAUGCACUUUUGCUUACUUAAACAGCACUUCCAAAUAAUCCUUGAAUAAAUCCAACUUGUGAUCUUGCUCUCCUCAUUCAGAUUCAUAGUUUUACCAACUUUGUAAGCAAGCUGCAUUUAGAAGAAUUCUGUAGUAAGCAUCGGAGCUCCAGUUUCACAGGGAAAACCUUGGGUUGAGAUCAUCCAAAGCAAUACAGUCUCAAUGAUACAUGUAAUAUCCUUAUAAUAUUGAUUGAUAUAUCAUUGAUUUUACAUGUAACCAACAAAAUAUAACCACCACUAUUAAAAUAAAUAAAUAAAUAAAUAAAUAAAUAAAUAAGUGAGUGAGUGACCAUUUUUGGCCCAGAAACCUUCCCCUAAAGGAACAUUUUUGACCAUCUUAUGGAAAAUUGUUCCCUAAGGGGGCAAAAUGAGCCUGCUUGGGAAAGGGAGUUCUAGAGCCAAGUCUUACAUACUAAAAAGGCUCUCAGCAUGGUCUCCAGAAGGCACAUUUCUGUGAUGCUGUGAUGCACAGUAGGGUCUAUACUAAUGAUUUCAGUAGGCAAGGAGCUUCUUAUCAGAGAUGGUGGUCCUUCAGAUAUCACUGUUCCAAACAAGGAGUUAAGACCAGCACGUUGAAUUCAGCCCAGAGCCUCUAUGCUUUCUAUCAGCUGCCCUUGUCAACAGCUUGGUUAUACCAUUCUGGACUGAUUGUAGUUUCCAAGCACUCUUACAAAGAAAACGUCUAGGAAGGUCUAGGAUUGGCUCACUCUUUCCUGGAUAUUGUAAUUUCUAGAGAUCUUGUGGUCUGUAUUCUCUGGUUCCAGCUUUCCCCCUAACACCAUCCUAAUCAGUUUCUUCUUGGAGGAAAUCACCAUUAUCCCACUGAUGGAAAAAAUACACUUUAAUAAUUUUUGUUUAAGCAUGGACACUGCCAUGGCUUUCAUAUGACUGACAUUGUUUCCUUGUUAUGACCAUUUAACAUUUGUUCAGUCCUUCCACAAGUAUCUGUACAACUCAUUCUCAGAAUGGUGUUGCGAUUGAUAAAUUAUUAUUAGGAGAGCCUCGCUCACACUUAUUAAUGCCAUGUUAUGCCGUUGUAUACUUUGAAACAAACAGAGAAUCAGGCUCCAUUGAAGAAGGGAGGAAGUGGCAUUGAACACAGUCACCAGAUAUUCCUGUUUUCUCCAGCUGCAGCCUGGCUUAGGCUUGAUUGAAGAAGGAUAAUCAAACACGGUUUCUAGGCACUACUGUAUUCCACAGCACCAGAAGUAGAAAGGGAGGCAAUUUGCAGUCUUUGGAAUUUAUAAGCUGUGUUAAGAACAUUCAUAUAACUGUGAAUAUCAUAGUGAUUCUUCGUAAUUUACAGAAGUUAUUUCUGUCUUCAUUUUUUAUAUUUUAGAAAAGUAUUGGUGUACUUUGCUGAAAUAAUAGCCAGUGAUAUGAAUAAAUCUAGUAGCAACACGUCCUAUAUAUGUCUAUUUAGAUAGAAGGCAGUUCCAGUGGGUGACAUACAGUUUUGUCCAUCUGCAAGCAGAACACUUGUGCAAUGGGACUUCCCUUUCCUCUUCUUCCUCCUGCACCACCCCUAAAACUGCUGUGAAGAGUAGGAAGAACAUCUGGAGCUGAUUUGGGAGGGUGCUGCAGGAGGGAAUGGAGGAAGAUGAUGUCCUGGUACUUCUGCUUGUACCGCAUUGAAUAUCACCUGUUGAGUUCAGUGGGAUUUACUUUUAGGUAAAUAGAGAAUUUGCAGACUAAUUCUAUAUGUUUAUGGAUGGAUGCCUUCUAGUGUUUUCUUGAUUCAUGCAAAGUGUAUUUAAGAUUGUUUUGUAGCUGGGCCAGGUACAAUUACAUACCAGUCACUUUAAUGGCUCUAUUUUCACUAUCCUUUUUUUAACAUUGGAUUUUUUUAUUAUGUUUUGAAAUAGGCAGGUGGAAAUAUACAACAGGUUCAGUGGUAGAACUAGACUAUUUUAAAUACACAUGGCUUAAGCAUCAUGAAUGAUUCCAAUAUAAGUAGAGCACCCACAUGAUUUCAUGUAUAUUUGCCUAAUAUCAGAUUGGAAUAUUACCUACCAAGAAAGAUAACAUGCCAUAUAAUGGAAAAUCACUGGUGCGUUUCUAAUUUCUUUCUGGCCAUUCUUGACUAUUUAGUUUUUAUGGUAACAGUGAUGUACUAUGAAAGUGGUAAGAAAGUAAAACUCAUUUCUCAAUAUAGGCUAAGGUUAAUAACUCAGAUUGUGUCGUGUACAUUUUUAUGUACAUCUUACCUGAGCAGAUUGCAGUUGAUCACUCUUCCUCCGCACAAUGACAGGAAAGUAGGCUGACUGUCAGAUUUUUCUUUCUUCUCCUUAGCUAUAUAUCACAACCCACUUGUGUCUCAGUCGUUAAUGUAGUCACUCUGGUGGGAGGAGAACCUGUGGAUUUAGCUGGCUGGCACUUAGCUGUUACCUCUGGAACUGUGUUUUGUUUAUUAAAAUUAUUCGUAUACUGCCUUUUAUUUCAAAGAAAUGUCAGAGUAGUCUACAGAAUAAUAAAACAGGAUGUAAUUAAAUAGAACAACAAAAACCUUUUCAAUAAAAAUAUGUAUCAGUCAAAGUAACCAGAAAUGCCAGGAAGUGGGAUUAACAGUUGGGGAAAGUUCAGGUAAAGAGGUAUAUUUUUAAUUAUUGGCAGAACCAUUUAGCUAUCAGUGCCUGCCUUAUCUUCAUAGGGGGAUUAUUCAUUCUCUGUAGUCGCCACCAAAGAAAAAGCCAUUUUGGUGUUUUGUUUAAUACUCUGAACUACUCUUCCACCAGCUACGUUGUUGUUCUAGGAAAUUAAAUUCCUUUUUACUUUGCUUGUAGCCAUUUUGUUGGGUUGUGAGGAAAUCCUGGCUGCUAAAAAGGUGCACAGAAUUUUCAUCUACAGUUUGGGUAGGACCUGAAUGAAUGGAUUCAAGUUACAAGAAAGGAGAUUCCAACUAAAUACAGUGGAACCUCGGUUGUCGAACGUAAUCCAUUAAGGAAGACCGUUCGACUUCCGAAACAUUCAACAACUGAGGCACAAUGGGCGGUCGGCAGUUUCAAUGGAGAAACGUGCCUUGGAAGCCAUUCGACUUCCAAGGCGCAUUCGAAAAUGGAAGCAUUCACUUCUGGGUUUUCGGCGUUUGGGUUCCGAAUCGUUCUGCUUCCGAGACACUCGAAAACUGAGGUUCCACUGUAUUAGGAAGAACUUUCUGGUGGUAAGAGUUGUUCAACAUUGGAACAGACUCCCUCAGAAGGUGGUGGACUCUCCUUCAUUGGAAGUUUCUAAGCAGAGGUUGGGUGGCCAUCUGUCACGGAUGCAUUAGUUGUGAUUCCUGCAUUUAAAUUUUUCUCUGAUGUUUAUUUUCCUUUUGUCUUUUUCCUUUUAUUUUCCGUUGCUCCCCCCCCUUUCUCUUUCCUCUCUUCUUGUUUCUUUCCUUUUCUUUUUUCUUCUUUUCACAUUCUUUGCCUUCUUUCUUUUUUCAGUGGAUAUAUUUAGCUCCAAGGUUUGUGUACUCAUGGGUGGGAGACAGGGUAAUGUUGGUCUUCCAGGGUGAGAGGUUAGGAGGAGAAAGGAAAGAUGCCAGGUGAGAGCUGGGAGGAGUUGCUACCUUCUGUUGGAAGUGGGGGCUGAUAAUUGUUUUUAAGAGAGGACUUCAUUCUCUUGUUUUUAUUUUUUUGUAAUUGUUAUCUUAUUGUAUUGUGAUGAUGAUGGUAAUAAUAAUAAUAAUAAUAAUAAUAAUAAUAAUGGCUGAAGGUGUGAGGAAAUUCCACGAUAAUGGAAUUUUUCUUGUGCACCUCUGAAUCCAAACCAAUGAAUACUUUAUGGUCCAAUUUCAUAAAACUUUAAAAGUAGAUACUAAUGAUCCUGUUUGGAAAGGACAUGCUAAUUAUGUGUCAGAGUAUAAUGUUUUCUGCCAGAAUAUAAUGUUGCAUUUGACAAGGCUGCACUUCAUUUAUUUGUAUAUGGGAACUCUUUUACCCCAGAGUUUUUUCUGUCACUUCAAAGUGAGGAAUAGAGCACAGGUUUAGGGAUUUCAUAUGCAGGAUAAACACAAUAGAUCCAGAUUUUACUGUUACAUUUAAUAUGUGAGUCAAGUGUGCAGACCUGUUCCUUCUGUUGUCAACUAUAUUAAUAAUGCAAAAUCUUUGACAAGCUGGUUAAUCUCUCAGAGGGUUUUGAAAGAACAUUUAUGUUGACUGUAGAAUUUGAUUUACUGGAAUUUAUUGGAAAUAGUUUGUGUGUGUGUGUGUUUAAAAUCGUUUGGUUUAUUUUUAGUGCUGUUACUGGCAUCCUAUUAUUAUUUUUAAAAACUGCAACACCUGGCAGAUUAGUAACAUCAGUUGAAAUUGGUCAGACUAAUUGACUAUUAAAUCAUUUUACUUUUUCACGAAACAGGAAUUUCUAUUAGGUCACAUAUAACUUAAGUCCAUUGAGCUCAGUGGGUCUGUUCUGAGGAUGACUAAUAUUGGAUCUUACUCAUUGUUUAUUUGUUUGUUUAUUACAGGAGUUUUAAAAAUAAAACUUAGAAUAUAUGCCUUGAAAACUUCUGGCAGGAGUAUACAUUCAGUGAUGAUAUAUGUGAACAAGAGACUUGAAUUGAAAAUUCUAAUUUGACUUUUAUGUUUUCAGGCUCGGAUCGCAUUUUUGCAAGGUGAAAGAAAAGGUCAAGAAAACUUGAAGAAAGAUUUAGUAAGAAGAAUAAAAAUGUUAGAAUAUGCAUUAAAACAAGAAAGGUAUGUGUACCAUUUCUCUAAUCUGAGAAAUUUAUUGGAUAUUUUAAAAUGUACAAUUCCUGUAAGGAAAUUGGCCGCAGGUUAGAAAAUAUAUUGACUAAAAGAAAAAGGGAAAAAGCAAUCCACUUAAUGUUUACGUGGCAAAAUCUCAUUUCUGAGUUGGAUCUGCCCAAAAUAAACUCUCCUGUUACUUGAAGUGCUUUGACAACUUAGUUCAACAUUGAAACUCACAUCAGCAAUUUCUGCCAUCAGUUUUUUGUUGCAGACACUGGGAUUGUUUCUGAAUUCCACUCUGCACUAUUUUCUUAGGGAGAUAGCCACCUAAUCGUGCAGUGGAUUUCUGCUUGCACAACAGGACUUCUUUUCUGUUGACAUUCAGAUCACAUUUUGGGGGCAUGUUGGGUUCUGUACAGGAAAGGAGGAAGAGGAAGUCCCAUUCUGCAAGUGAAAAUCUGCCUGUGCAACACUGGCUGCCACUUUUAUGUGUGUGUUUUUGUAUGCAAUGUAAAGUAUUUUAACUUACCAAGACUUGAUUAACAGAAAUUAAUCCAUGGGCCUUUUCUCCCUUAUAAUAAUUCUUACUGUAACGUGUUGUCAUAGAUGUGAUAAGUAAAGGAGCCUGAUGGGAUGAACAAUGUCAGAUUAUGAGUAUACUUGGACACUGUAUUUAAAAUCCCACAGAUGUGACAUUCCAUUUUUUUCAGAUAUGUGGAAAGCCUCCCUUUUUCCUAUGACAGCACUAUUGUGAAUGCUUCCUGCUUAAGAAUUUUGCUGCAGUAAUGAUCAUGACAGUUGCAAAACAGUAUCUAAUGACUGAACAGAAGCAGUAAAAUCUCUGAAAAGUUACAAGUUAAAGGAAAUGAAAAAGACAUUUUGUUACAAUUUGGGAAAGUAACAUUUUCUGACUUAAUAGGGAAGUUGCAAGCUUGUAAAAGAAGCAUGCCUGCUUGAGACUUACAGGAAUAAUAGGAGUUUAUAGAAAUGAAAAUUUUAAAAAUGCAAGAGAGCCAAGCCUUCAUGGCUACAGUGCUUCAAUGCAGUAUAGUUGUGCAAGCAGAAAAUGAUUAGACCAUCAGUUAAGAAUUCUACACUUCCACUCUCUUUAAUGAAAGGCAGGAAGUCACUGGGUUCAAACAAUGCCCUGUUUAGCAUAUACUUAACCAUCCUCAAACACAGCAUUUAAAAUAGAAACAAAAUGGAUGGGUAGCUGUAGCUCAAUUGCAAGGUUCAGAAAAAGGGAACUAAAUGAUCAAGGGAGUUAGGGCAGGUACCCUGUGAGGAAAGGUUGCAGGAUGGAGGAAUUUUUAGUUUCAGAGAAAAUCUGAAUAAGAGGUGACAUAGAAGUUCAUAAAAUUAUGCAAGGCAUAGAGAAAGUGGACAGAGAAAAUUUUCUCUCCUCUUGUACCACUCAACGUUGUGCAUAUCCAUUGAUACUGAAUGUUGAUAGACUCAGGAAAGAAAAUAUUUCUUCACAUAACAUAUAGUGGAAGAAGUGGAAGAAGGUGGAAGAUAGGCCUAUCCAGCGUUACUGGUCGUGAUGGCCAUUGGAGCCGGUAUGCUUCUGAAUACCAGUUGCUAGAAAUAGUAGGAGUGGAGAGUUCUCUUUUGGAGGAGUGGAGAGUCUCUCCUGCUUGCAGAUUUCCACAGGCACCUGUGGUUGGCCACUGUGACAACUGGAUGUUGGCCUAGAUGGGCCACUGAGAGUAGAUUUUCCCUUGGCAUUUCAGUGCCUGACAUCUGCUUAGUCAUUUAAUGAUUACAAUUUCCUGUUUGUUUUAGGAAGUGGGUGACUCUUUUGGUACUCCUACCUUUUUCACUAGGUCAUUACAUGAAAUAAAAUUUUGGAGGCUGUAUGCAGAGUCACGUGUGUCUGUUUUACAGUUAGAGAAAUGAGGUAAAACUAUUUUUCCGUUGUACAUUUGUGGUUCUUAUUUUUUAGAGAACACCAACUGCCAGAAAUAGCUGCUAUGGAUAUGUACUUAACAGGAAUAUUAAUUUGUAGUAUGUUGCAUCUGAAGCAGCACUCAUACUGUAUUGCCCUUCUCCCUUCUGCCCCCUGGAAAGAAUCUCCUGAGAGUGGAGGCCAUUCGCGAAAGAUUUUCCCUGACCUAUAGAAGAAGCUUUAUGGGGCUGCAGAGAGAAGAAGGGGACAAGGAUUCCCCUUGCAUGUGUCUUUGUGAGCAUUGCUUUUAGAUGCAAUGCAGUGGGAAAACACAGAGGGAAUUAAUUUUCAUUGCUGAUCAAUAUGUUUAUGUUUAAUUUUUUAAGGGCAAAAUAUCAUAAACUAAAAUAUGGCACAGAACUGAACCAAGGUGACUUGAAAAUGCCAACUUUUGAAUCAGGUAACAAACUAUUUGCAACCGUUGAAUUUAGUUUAAAUUCUUCUAUUGCUCACUUUUUAUAUCGAGAGAAAUCCCUUCCCAACUGUGUAAGCAGUAUCUUUGUACAGAUCCAAGUGAAUUUAUUUCUAUGCUAGUUUUUCUUGUAUGGCUUUGUCUUUAUGCUUUGAUUAAUUUUCAGUAUGAUUUAUAAGUAUGAUUAUAAAUCAGAGAUAGAUCUCAGUACCUGGGCUGAAUGAUGGGGUAUGUGGAAACACUCCUUCAGAUGGCCCUAAUAGUAUGAUAUCCAGAUAUUUGAAAAAAUAGGAAAGCAGAGAUUCCGAGAAACAAAGAAGAGAGUAUGUAUGUGCGUGCGCGUGUGCGCAUGCAAAUUCACAAAUGAUAUUCUGCUAAAAGUAUAAAGUCCUCAGGAAAAACUGGGGAAGAUAAAAAGGAACAGGUCCAUAAAGUAUCUUGUUAGUUUUUGAAAAAGCAGAGUCUUGUAUGGAGUAAGAGCAAAAAUUCCUUGGCUGUUACUAUCUCAGGGUUUAAGUGCAUCCCCAUGUAUAAACAAACGUUCACAUGGAAAGUUGGCAUAGUAGGAGUAUAUGCAUAUCAGAAGCUAUAGCGUAGUCUUCCAAAUAUGCUUGCUUUCCCAUGCAUUUUUAACUGGGGAGCAUUCAAACAUGUAACCUUUAUGUGCAAUCAGAAGCGAUAAAAAACAUAUCAACUAAAAAUAGAAUUAGUUUUUCUGUCACUGUUUCAUUUUCUACUUUGCAGCCAAAUGGCUCUUAAAGACAAAAAACAAACAAACCCUACAAAUUAAACCAGAUCCUUAAUGGAGCAGAAUCUUCAUCAAAAUAAUAUCGACAGGACAUAGAAUAAGUAAAAUGUACUAUUCUGUGUGCCGCAUUCUGUACAAGAUUUGCAGUGAAAGUGUUACUAAAGUGUUAUUUUGCAUUUCAGAAGAAACCAAAGAUACAGAGGUUCCUACAGUACCUCAUAAUAGUCAGCUAACCUGGAAGCAAGGCAGACAGUUAUUAAGACAGUAAGUGUUACAUUUGUAUACUUUUCAUAUAUUUAUAUAUACUGUAUUGUUUUAUUUUGAAAUUGUUUUAUGAUCGCUUAUGGUAGCCUAUACACAUAGAAGCAAGUAUUUUAAAAUAUGUCUUUCUUAUGGGGAAGUGUUGCAUGGGAAGGAACACUUGGAAGUGCAAAUCAAUAGAGCCUGGAGGCAAUUCAGUAAUUUGUUUUUAAAAACCCAAAACAAUUCAGUAUUGAUACCGUAAAUCCUUGUAAAGCACAUCUUAUUUAGAUAUGUGGGAGUUUGUGUAUGUAUAUGAAGAUAAUGCUUUCACUCUUAUUCAUUAGGUAUCUUCAGGAAGUAGGUUACACAGAUACAAUAUUGGAUGUACGGUCACAGAGGGUGAGGUCUUUACUUGGGCUUUCCAGUUCAGAACCAAAUGGCUCAGUGGAGACAAAAAAUUUGGAACAGAUUCUUAAUGGUGGAGAAUCAAAACAAAAGGGACAGGACAAUAAAAGGUAGGCAAUGCAAUGUUCUUUAUUCAUUUAAAAAACAUAUCCUGUCUUUUGGCUGAAGCAGAUGUCUAUAUAUACCUAAAAACUGACAUCUUUUUUAUCUAGAAGAAUCUACUGCAUUAGAAAGUGAUAAUUAUAAUAUGUAUAAAUCCAAGAUGUGUUUCUUCACUUAGAGGGUGCUUCUAUUUUCAAGUGAGAAGCAUUCUGGGCCUUCAUUGCAUGUGAAUUGCUGCUUACUUUCCUCAGGGGAUCUUUGGUCUAGUUUGGAGAUACUAGAAGCAACCAUCCUGCUUUUGCUGUCUUCUAGACCUGACACUUUUUACCACUUCCUUCAAACUGUGGCACAGACAACCUGCUACAGACUGAGAAAAAAGCAACAUACUGCCCUGCCUUCCUAGAGAAUAAAAAAGUGGAAGGAGGUGAGGCAGUAAUUCAAAAAUACCUGUUCUGUGUGCCAAAUCCUCGGAGGAAAAAUCUGAAAAUUUAGCUAGAAAUCUUUGAAAUCCCAUAUUCCUUGUUGUCUUUGUGCAUAUCAAUGAGAUUUUUAAAAGGGUUUUCUUGACCAUGGAAUCUUAAUUCAGAAAGCAGCCAUAGCUGUUUACCAACAUUGAAAAUAUUUUUCUCUUGUAGGAACCCUGGUGAUGUUCUUGAAACAUUUAAUUUCUUGGAAAAUGCAGAUGAUAGUGAUGAAGAAGAAGAGAGUGACAUGAUAGAAGAUAUUGCAGACGGAAAAGAAAAACACCGGAUAAAUAAAAAACACAAAGUAAAAAAAAGUCUUAGUUUUAUUGUUCUGUUGUUCAACCCAACAGCACAGAUAGGGUCAUCUUAUUACCACUGUCAGUACACAGCUAGUAAUCCAACAGAUUUUGGAAUAAAGUUAAUUGAACCUACUUGAAGAGUUUAAGACUGUAACUUCUGCAGUGCUUCCCUGAACUGAGGUAAAGCAGGCUGAAAAUAACUGGCUGGAAUAGGUACAUAAUGUAUUGAAAUGUAGAACAUAUAAUGCUUCCUUAUAUCUGUUCAGAUGGUUGAAAGUCAAUAUGGCAUGGUGAUUGAGUGUUGAACCAGGAUUGGAAAGACCCUGGUUCUAAUCUCCACUCAACUAUGAGGUUCACUGGGUGGCCUAUGGUAAUCUCUAUUUUAGUCUAAUCUCCCUCACAGUGCUGUGAAGAUAAAUAGGGUGAGGGAGAUGAUAUAUGGUGAGGGAGAUGACAAGGUGCACUAUCUUGAAGAUCUUUGAGGAAAGCGGGUGGUAUAAAUGAACUAAGUAAACCAUUUCUUUUGCACAUCACAGUAACCCACAGUUUAGUGCUACAAGCUGCAGUGAGCCUUGAACUCCUCUCAUGUGGCUGACAGGAGAAGUUUGAAAGCUUAUGCAUCUGCUUUUACGUGGUUUCCUGUUUUGCCCAGUCUAGCAACUGUGAUUUAUUCUAGUUACGGUGAGCUUCAACAAGCCAGAUUUAAAACAGUGGUUUGAAGUUGUCUUGCUUGAAAUUCGCCUUCAUUACAGUUUGUUGCACCAGACAACACAGCAGUUAAAGGAAAGUAAACACAAUAGCUUAUGAACGCCUUCUAAGUGGGGAGAGGAGUGUGUCUGGUUCCCCAUUGUCAUGUACAUCGUGCCAAUCCACUGGUGGGGAACCAAACAACUGAUUAGAUGAAGAAAAAUUUGAGUGUUUGAGGGGUUAAUAAUAUGGAGGCAUCAGUAGUAAAAAGGGUUCUCUACUACAAUCACAAACCUGUGUUUUCAGAUAGUGUGUCUCCUUAUCAGCACUAAAACAAUUCCUUGCAGAUUUUAACUUCAUAUACAUAGCUGUAGAGUAAUAGCACAGUUUAAUCUCCUUCCAUAUUUAUUAUUUUAUUUGUAUACUGCCCAUCAUCUGACCUUCACAUAGUAGUUCACAACCCAAAAUACAUAACACAAACAAACAAAAAUAAACUAAGAAGCCCCUUUCUACAAACACAUGUAAUGGAUUAAGUACAUUUAAUGCAUUGCUCUUUAUUUUAGACAAAAUGAUAUUUGUAUUCAGAAGUACACCAAAUGGCAAUCUUGGGGGAGAACCUAAAAAACAUGGUUUCUCAAAGCGUAUUGUCCCUAAAACUGAUUAUGUCACAAUCUAUUUUAGAUUGGAAAUGAAGGGCUAGCAGCUGACCUAACAGAUGAUCCAGACACAGAAGAAGCCUUGAAAGAGUUUGAUUUCUUGGUAACUGCAGAAGAUGGAGAGGGAGCCGGAGAGGCAAGGAGUUCAGGAGAUGGGACAGAAUGGGGUAAGAAGUGUAAAGAAACAAUCACAUAAAACUUAAAGAUAAUUCUCUGUGUGCCCGCACAUAUGCAUCAAAACCAAAAACUGAAUUAUUUGUGGUAUUCAGAUGCUAUAAAAAAGGAAAGGGAAAAAAAGAAUGAAUGGUAGAUUUCAUACUCUUUAAUUACAAAAGUCUAAAUGUAUUCAGAUUUAAGUAUGACAUCUGUUUCUCCUUGUAUUCCAUUUCCCUGUGUGCUCUUAUUUCUUAGAAUUUUAGCCUAAGUUUGGUGGUCAACCUUUUAUUUCUUAUCCUAUAUCUUCUAUUCUUUCCUUGCUUAAGCAGAUAAUAAAUUUUCCAAUCAUUUGGGUGGUUUUCUAAAUAAGUAAUUUGUUUUGUUUUUAUUUGUUUAAGAUAAACUAAUACUGGAAGCAGAUGGUGCAUUUACUGUUGGCAAGACCGGCAGCUUAGUGUUCUAAAUUGGUUAUCUUUUCCCAGAAUAUUUAGUGAAUUUUAAAAUAAUGCAAUAAUAUAAAUAGUAAAAAAGCAUACUUACCUAGAAGUUCCAUUGAAAUCAAUGGGACUUACUUUCAAGCAAGGUAGCUAGGAUCAAGGUGCCUGUAGUUAUAAACAAAGUAUCAGAAGUGAGAUCACUAUAGAUGUAUUGUGUAAUAUAAAGUAAGCUAUUUGUUGCAAAGAUAGCACUUAUUUAUGUGCUUUUAUUCCCUAAUUUGCAAAUAGUAAAAUUUAUUUCCUGAAUUCAAUUCGCUUGCCCCAAUUCAGAGAACUCCACAUAUAACAAAAGGCUACAAAAGUGCCUGUUGUCUGUUGUGACUGCUUAUUUGGAAGUGUAGAGCUGAAAGCCUUUAUAAUCUGUUAACAAUGUAGGCUAGUGCUCCUCAAAACACCCAGGGUGUUAAAUGUAAGGGUCUUUACCCACUUCCUAAUGUCCUAGAAAUUGAGUAGAUGAGCGCGCUAAAGUGUUUCUGUACUUUGAUUAAUUUAUCUGGAUUUGUGUGGCAAACUUGGCUUUAUAACAUAAAACUUUUCUUUUUGAACUAGCAGUAUUAGUUUUUGUAUUGAGCUGUAGCACUUCAAUCAAGAGUUCAGAAUGCUGAAAUAGAAAGAUCAAACACUAAUUUAAUCCACCAUUUAUUUUAAAAAAUUAGGCCACUGUUUAGAUGUUUAUCUAAAAGUCAUGGAACAAGUCUUAUGCCAAGAUGCUUGGCCGACUCCAGACUUUAUGCUGGCGGAAGCAUCCCGCUGGGAUUGUAAACUGCAGAGCCAUACUUAUUUAGGUGUCAAAAAGUAUUGAUCCAGUUCAGUCUGCUUGAUAUUUCGUAAUGCCAUAUCUUCACGAUUCCUGGAUCUUUUAGAUUUUCCCAUCACUGAUAGGCAACUGUUCCCAUUUUUGAGCAAUACGGUCUUAAUCAGCUCUUCCCAGCUGUGUAAUGGUUUUCAUGUUGACCUCUGGCCCUUGGCUGAGAACCUCAGAAUGGGAAACCUAGAGGAGGCAGACACUGAAAAGCUCAGCAGUCCCAGCCAUGCCCUUCCUGCAGUCAACAGAGUUUGGUGCAAGGGGUGCUCCUGUCAGCAGGUGGGAGGUUCUCUGCUUUGUCUGCAGCUCUUUGUGCCACUUCUGACACUGCUCCAGAGGCUUGGGGGACCCUCCAGAGCUGUGUAGGAAGGUGGCACUGGGGGCUGCAGAGGCUGGGGGAAAUCAGCAGAGUCAGCCAGGCAAGCAGCUUUUCCCUAUCGUAUCAAAAGCAAUCUAUGGGCAUAAGGAGCCUUUCGUAUAGGAAAGGUGAAGCUUGGCUCCAACUAUUAGCAAUACCAUUUGAAAUGCAAAGAUAAAAUUUCCUGUUGGGUUUGCUGCUUUUUCUUUUAAGUGGGGUUUAUGCCACAUCUGUUACUUGUGUCUGUUUCGGCAUUUAUAUUGCGAUUUAGUUAUUUUUGAUAAUGAGGGUUCAAGUACCACUUGGGCAACAAUCUACCUUUUCUCCUAGUAUUGUCUGUUUUUCACCCCUCCACUGGGUGAUUAACCAUACUUCUGCUCAGUGAAAUUCUCCUGGUGGAUGAAGGGAGCUAGUCACAACUGGGUUAAUAUUUCCAACUGGCCUAGACAGGAAGCUUUUCAAGUAAUUUGCUUGUACUCCUCAUCUCUUCUAGGCUUCAGUUUAGUUUCCUAUCUGACUCGGGGCAGAAGCUGAUUUUUCUCAUUUUGCCCAUCCAGAAAUAAUUUAAACUACGUCCCCCCUAUUUUUCACAGCUCCUCUGUUUUUAGCUCCUUUAUUUUUCCAGCUCCUUCUUUAAGAAAGUUUUUCCCUUGAGGCUUGGCUUCACCUCCCACUGCAUGCCUCCCCAUCUGUUGUUAUUCUUCGGACUCUUGUUUGGAUACUUGUUUGGAGGGAACAAAGAUUGGCCCUGUUUUAGAGUUUUUUAUAGUGCCUGGAUCCCCCAAACCACCUAUUCUUGUUGUAAAGAUUGUAUUCAGUAGUUUUCUAAAGCAUCUUUCAAGGUUGGGACAAAAAAUGAAAGUGAGGUCUCCUGCAAGAGAGGAGGAGCAGCACAUGCAAAUUACUUGAAGAGUUUCCUAACCAGCUUUAUUGGAGGCAUUUGUCCAGUGGUGACUGGCUCUCUUCAUCUUCCCAAGAAGUGACCUUCAUGACAAACAGAAUUUGUAAUGAAGAAAAUGGAUAGUUGAUUUUCACAGAUUUCUCCUUCCCCAUGCAAUCCCCUGAAAAGGUGUUGCUGGGAGCUGCAGGGGGAAUCCAUUCUAUCCCCCUUUUUCCUGUGGGGAGCCUCUGCUGAAUCCCACGCCCGUCUACCAUAUCUCAGGAGAGCUCUCUGAUUCUCAGGAGAGGCUUUUUUGGAAACUGGGGGGAACAAAGGUCUCCUACUGCCAGACCCUUUAUGUAAGAGCUUCUUAAGAUAAAAGCCAUUGAAUGUGUUGCCACUUCAGAUUGUUUUCUUGAUGCCCACAUAAAUCCGCCCAUAGGGAGUUACCGUAAUCCUUUUUUAAAAAAAAUUUGAGCAAAAUCUAAUGAAAUUGACUCUUUCCUAAUUCAUGUUGGGUGGGAAGAACUCGAAUUAAGUACAGCUGCUUCUUCAUCACUAGAACAUAGGCUUUACAAAUCAGAUAAAUUUGAUCAGUUAACUAGAGUUGUAUCAUUAUUAAUAUAAAAAGCAUAGGAAUCUGUCAGACCAAUGGUCCAUCUAGCACAGUUUUGCCUAUAGUUAAUGUCAGCAGCUCUUUGGAGUUUCAGACAGGAAGUACUUUCCAGCUUGUCUGGCAGGUGCUGGGGACUGAAUCUGUGACCCUCUGCAUGUGACGCAAAUGUUCUGGCACUGAGCUGUGACCCUUUCCCAUUCCUUUGGUAGUACUUAGUGUACUCAGCACCAGAAACAGUUUAGUCAUGCUGGCCACAUGACCCGGAAAACUGUCCGCAGACAAAUGCUGGCUCUCUCUGCCUGAAAGUGGAGAUGAGCGCUGUAGCCCAUAGUCAAAUUUGACAGGACUUAACCGUCCAGGGGUCCUUUACCUUUAUGUUUACCUACCUAUUCAGUGUAAGGAACAAAGGGGAGAGAGAAGUGAAGAAACUCGUUUCAGCAUCCACCCUGUGCAUUUCACGUUGCUGUCUUGGUGAAGUCCUAGCACCUUUCCCCAAUAAUUUUGUGGCAGCAAGAAAAGUCUUGGAUAUUGCAAAAGGAUUCAUUCCAUUCAGUUAGCAUAUGAUCUCAGUCCAUGCUUGCUCCCUUGUCUGCCAACAGGUAUUGGUUGUUGUAAUAGACUUUAUUCAGCAGAUACUUGAAUAGUAUGUUUGCCACCAAUUGGAAUUGCUUCUUGGGGAUCCAUUCCUUAGGUGUUUCUAGUAGCAGCUUUUGUGUUCUUUUAAUGCAAUUUUAUCCCAUGCUCAGGCAACUAUAAAAAUGCAGUCUUCCUUCAGUGAACCAUGGUUAAGCCCAGUGUGUAAGCAUCAUUCCUAUGGUCACGUGGGGAUCAUCAUAAUUUAAUUUAAUGGUUGAUUUCUAGUAGAGAGGAAGCAACAUUAAAGUGUCCUUCUGAACACCUAUUAUUAAAUAUAGCAUUUAAAUUGAUUCUCUACCUGAUCCUAAAUAACUUACUCACUUGAAGCAGAAAUAAUAUAACAUUUGGUUAAAACUUUUGAGAGUAUUCAGAUCACACUUGUUUUGAUGAAAUCAGGUGUGGACCCCUCUAAUUUUACAUCACCAGCUAUCUGCUCCUUCAUAAGUAGCUGGAUAUAGUGCCAAAUGAUGGUGGAUAGUGGCUCUUUUUGUUUGUUUGAACCCAGCCAGGUCCUAUCUUGCAGAAUCUCCUAGUUCUCAAGUCAACUUCUUUCCACAGUAAGAUAGUCAGAGAAGGAAGUGCACACUUACUCCUAAGCUUAUAAUGUGUAUUAUCCUGGAAGUGUGAACUAUCUCGUAAACAGGAAUAGAGACUGAAUAAAACAAAAAAGUACUUAAUUGUGUAGGAAAGAAAUCGGGUACUUAUGCUUGCUUGCCUACACUAUUAAUAGGAAUGCUGGCUGGGGACUUCUAAGUUGCAACCUAAUCCUUUAUAUACUUCGAAAGGAGCAGGAGUAAGGCAGUGAGGAGGAGCACAGCUGCACACCUGGCUUUCCAGCAGCAGAGAGCUUGGAGCUGUGUAGUUGCAGUAGGGCUGCAGUGCCUCUAGACUCCACUGAUCUGCCCACUUUGCAUUGACUUCACUUGCCUCUUAGAGGAGACCAGCUGUGUGGUGCCACCACUCCUCACUGACUGCUCCUGGAAGUAAGUACUGUUGAGUUCAAUAGGGAUUAGUUCCAAGUAAGUAGAGCACAAGCAUUAAUCUUACAAAAAUCCACCUUGGAUCAUGAUUUACUAGCUCAUUAAAAUAUUUAUGUUUCAUAUGCUCAGAACACAUCUAUUGACCUUGCUGUAGAGUGGAAGUGAGCUCUCUUUCCUUACAAGCUUUCUCAACUAAGUGUGCCUGUGCUAAUUCUUUUAAGAUAACACCAUACCCAAACUUAUUUCAUACAGACUCAGUGUCUUCAGUGGAAGUUCUAUGCAAUGUGUUUUAUAAUAUGGGUAUAAAUGCUUUAAUGUUCGUUACUUAAAUUAUAAAUGUAGACAAGCCUAUUCUGCCAUCACUUUAUUUUUUCCAGAAUUUGUCGUGACUGCUUGAGUUACAGCAUACAUAGAACUGGUGCACUUUUUUAAUUAAAAAAAGGAAACACUAUGAAUUUCGUUAAUGUUUUUAAUAACCUGAAACAAAAAAAACCCCUUCCCUUUAUGAUGAUUUAGAUGUGUUUUAGCACUACUAGAUCUUAUUGCAUGUAGAGCAAGACCGGAGGAGAAAUGCAUGGUAGUUUUCAUGAACAAAAUGGUGCUGACACUUAAUUCAGUUGCACAUUCAUGAGUUGUAUUGCAUGGAAAAUAUUGAUUUGCUUAUUUAAGUCUGGCUGAAUAAUUUGUUAAUAUUGUCUUACUAAAGAUGCAGUAUUUUCAUACAUUAGCGUUAAUCCAUUAAUUUUUUCAUAUCAGUGAAUGCAAAGAAGUUUUUCUUCUUUACUGUUGACAAAUUAUUAUAAUGUGUGGGGAAUAUUUCUUUUUACCAAAAGGGAAGCAUUUUGCAAAACAGUAACAAACUGCACCUUUAUAAUACUGAAAUGUAACUGAAUAACAUUUUGUAUUGAUGAUUAACCUAUAACACUCACAGACAGCUUGCAUUGCCAACUGCUGAUUAUUUUUGUUUCAAUAAUAUGCUGCAUGUAGACAAAGAUGACCUGUCCCCAACUGCUGAGGUUUGGGAUGUAGACCAGGGACUAAUAAGUAAACUGAAGGAACAGUACAAGAAGGAACGAAAGGGGAAGAAAGGGGUAAAGAGUAAGUGCAGAUUCUGAAUUUUGACAGGUUUUUUUAAAAAUGUAUUCUGUUUUUACUGCUCCAUUUUAACACUUUGCUAUUUGGGGGGCAACCAACUUUAACUUUCCAACAUAAAUAUGCAAAUCAGAACUGCAUCUCAAAUGAAAUUUAAAUAUGCUAACCUGGUGAAGGGAGCAGGAGGUGGACCAGUUGCUUCAGCAUUGCUUAGGAACAAUUUGGAAAGAAAAUGAGAACUUGAAACCUGAGACAAAUUAAUAGUGUUGUGUCUUCCUUUGUCUGUUUGCCAAAGUUAGUAGAGUUGUUUUUUUAAAAGGACUUUGAGGAAGCAAGAGAGUUUUCUGUCUGUGAAAGGUAUUUCUAACAACAGUCUGCAGAUUUUGGCUUGGCUUACUAAUUAAGGACUAGUACUAGGACUUGGGAGGAGCCAUAUCUCAUUGCACUUCACACUGCUACUGCUAAAAUAUCACUUGAAGUGAAGUGGGAAUAAACCGUCCCCAAAAUCCUCAUGCUUGCAGAGGGUUUGGAGGGACAUUAUCUUUUCUACCAGUUUGUGCUGACUUUGAAGAAUGAAAGUAGCAAAAGGGAACCUGAGCAAAAGGGGCUGAGCUUUGUCUGUGGCUUUGUCAACAGCACGAAGAGUCUCGUGCUGCUUCUGCAAAAGCCACCCAGAAGUAAGAGUUUUAUCCUUUCUCUGCUGAUCAUGGAGAACUCUGGGAAAAGGAUAGUUGUCGGUGCAGAAGGAGCUGCUCCUAUUAACGAUCAAGCAAGUCUGUAUGAGUAGCCCUGGCAGCUAAUUUUGUAGCUUAAUUUUCACCAUGCUGAGUGUGGGGCUGAUAAAUUCAGCAUCUUCUUCGCUCAAACACUACUGGGAUGACAAGAGUCUGCAGCAGUCUUUCAUUUUUUAAUCUGAGAAUCUCAGUGAUUCUCAAACUCGGCAGUGGUGGAACACACAGUAGGAACUUGAAAUGGGGAAAGGAUCCUGCAGCAUAGAUAGAGAUCCUUUCCUCCCAUGAGCAAAUAUUUAGCACUGUAAUCACCAAACCUGCUGUGAUAACCAUAGAAGCUGCAGAAAGUCAAGGAACAGAUCGGAGCUUCUAGCCACAUCAACUGCUAUCGCCCUGCCAACUAGUUUGAGAUGUCCUAUUCUAGUUCUCAUCUUAGGCAGUGUUGGAUUAGUUCACUAGUCCACAGAUUCUUAAACACAUCAGUUUCCAAGAAUUCUGUUCAUUCAUAUUCUGCAGCAAUAGUUGCAGGAGGACUUGGAACAUAGCCAGGGUUUUUAAGCUGGGGUUUGAGAAAUGCUGCCUAGCCAAAUAAACUUUGGUCAAGAUAGAAAGUAGACUUAAGGCAGAAGAAGCAGAAAUGUAAAAUAUAUACAGGGGGCAAAUCCAACACUGUGUGAACAGACUUCCUCUCCCCCUGCCCCCAAAUCUGCUUCAGAAUGUUCACUAAACUUCUGAAACAAAUUUUGAGGGUGCAUGGAGGUCUGUAGGCGGGGGAGAAAGAAAGGUGAAAGCAAAUAUCUGUUUUGCUCACACACAAACAGCAUUAGAUAUAAACAUCAGUCUGUAGAUUUGACAUUGUUGCCCAAUUAUAAUUGUGUACUCAGAAGUUAAACCCAUCAGUGAGAUUUUCUUCCACAAAUGCAUGCAUAGGAAUGCUGUUAUCAAAGCGUAUCUUUUGUACUCUUGUAGCAAAAUAUUGAUGCUAGAUUGGCUUUGUAUGCAAAUAUUUAACACUAUAAAUAGAUUUGUGCAUGCAUUUUUUUCAUUUUUUAAAAAUAGUGUUGCAUGUUCCUUGCAUUAUAUGCUUAAUCCAAUACUAAAUACUUUAUUCUGAAUGGGUCUUUCUUGCCUCCUCAGGAAAUGCCCCAUGCCCAUUAUAUAACUCCAUCCUGUGCUGACAAAUACAGAGACGUCUGUUGUAAAGUUAUUAUGGAGCUGCAAUAUAUGUUUGGAGACAGACUCUGCUUCCACAUCAAACUAUUUUGCAGCAUAUAUAUUUAAAGUAUAUAGGAUAAAAUGUUGGACUAAUGAACUGUUUUUGCAGUAAGGUGUCUAUUUCCUCACAAAUAGUAAUGAAAUGGUGUACAUGUUGCAAAUCUACAGAAAACCAAAAAAUGUAGAGAGGUUCUACAAGAGUUUAGAAAUCAGAACAGCUGGAUAUUACGGGCACAGCUGUUUUCAUUGGUUCUAAGGAAUCAGUGUCCUCUGCUUGUAAUAUUCCCAGGUGAUGCAGCUACUAAAAUAACUUCAGGCUUUUCAACAGAAAAAAAAAUCAACAGGAUGCAUCUGAUUUAUUAAAGAAAAAUGUCUUUAUAUAAAAAUGCAUAUCCCUCCUUUCCCAACAGAACCAAGGCAGCCAAAUACCACAAAGAAUGCAACUGUACUAGAACAGUAAUACAAAAAUGGUUCAUCACAUUCUGAUUUGAUCUCUACAUAACAAAUAGUUGGAACUUCCAGUGACUGCCUCUGAAAAUGUUAAUAGGUAGAAGAUAGCAUGAUGAUAUGUCAGUUCUAUAUUGAUUUCAAUGUGACAAGUACAGAGUUUGCUCUUGGGUUUCACCAGUUGGGUAGCCUGACUUAUAAAAUAUGUUCAGUCACACUCCUAUUCUUGUUAGUGCUGUUCACAGUACACUCUUGUAAUUCAGAGAACAUUCAGGUGUACCACAUUUCCCAAGUAAAGAUGACACCAGUUCAUAACACAGGGCUUCAGGUCUCAUUUAAGAAUCAUAGCAGUUAUGGAGUUCCUGUCAUGGAACACAGUAAUCUCUGUUUCUACCCAUAUCCCACAUCAUCUCUUUGUUCAGACAGAAUCACUGGGCAAAGUGAGACCCACUUCAAAUCCUUAGAAACUAGCAUUUAGGGUAUGAUUGAGCACCCCCUGUUCUAUCCUUUCCCUGUUUUGCCAGCAUUCUUGCAUUCUUUCUCUUGAGACAGUUGGCAACUGCCAUAAGACUAGGCUGUGUGUUCUAUUUACAACACAGACUUAUGAUUACUCAAGGUCCUGGUUUUAAAAUGAUUAGCACUUUAGAGUUUAUAGCCUGCGGGAUAUCACUCUGCAGCUCUCCUCUGGCUCAUCUCACUGUUCAGAUAUGCUUGCAGGUGUCUCUCAACUCCUUGUCCCAAGAGCAACUGUGUCCUUCCAAGUUCGUACUGUCCAUCAUUUUUUCUCAGUAUAGAAGUGGAAAAAUCAUAUCUUGUAUAGUUUCAGAAAAGUGCAGAGAUGAUAAAAGUUUCAAUAUUAGAUAAAAGCAUUAAAAGCUUGGUGAGGGUGACCCGUGUUCUUUCUAAAUGAAAGGGCUGUUCAUAAUUUUGGAAUAGUAACUAAAAGCUGAUUUGUCUUUUGUCACUUAAACAUACUGACAGUGGGAGGAGGCAUGGACACGGGGUAAAAGUGAAAACUAGUGCAAAGAGGGACCACAAAAUAGAAGUGAGUAGUAGUGUCAUCAGAAAUGGGGUUGGGAAGGUGAAAAGCGAAUUUAGCAGUUGCAUGGAGUGGGAAGGGGAAUGUAGUGAGUUAAUGUGGGGGGAAUGUAAUGGGUUUGGGCAACCCUAGUAUAUACAUAUAUAGCACUUUUUAGAGUGUCAGUAAAAAAUGGCAUGGUCUUUUAUUUCGCUUCGUGUAGAAUAACUCCAUCUUUUGUAAUCUAAGGACAUUGUGUUUUAUUUAGUGGUAAAACUUGGAUGAGUAGGGAUCUUGAAGUGAAAAGAGUAGUUUUAGAAUUUAUUGAGAAAUUUAUUUAUUGUAAUGAAGGACUUGUGGUUACCUGGCUAAGAAGAAGAGCUGGUAGUUCUGUCGGCCAAAACAGACUGAGGAGACUCCACCUCCUAUCUCUCUGACUUUAAAUUUAUGAUUAUGGUUUAUUAUUUAUGAAAAUUUCUUUUGGAGAUUCUGCACUCAUUUUAGUUUAAAGCACUUUAUAGGCCAGAGUAUUAAUAUGAAGCCAAGUUUCCAGAUACAAGAAUUAUUUUAUACUACUAAAAUUUCUUACAACUGUGGUAGAUGAAUAUUUUUAAAUUGCCCAAUUACCUAUUUAAAAACACAAAAGGGGAAAGUUAACAGUUUGUUGCCUCCCAGCCACCUAUUCACCUUUACUUUUGUUCCUUCUUUUGGUAAAGUUUGUUCUUUCUUGGUGAUGCUAGCUUUUAAUAUAAAUACUGGAUUUUUUUGUCAGUAUAUAAUUAAUAUGCAUUUGUUCAAGGAUUACAUUCUUAGGGAAUUCAAACAUUCAAGCUUCUCUUUUAUCUUAAGCACAGCAAAUAGCAAUUACACAAAGAACAAGUUGGAAUCCCUUUUUUAAAAAAGAGAUCUUAAUUCAUUUUCCAACACAACAUCAUGUAAAUACACACACACACACACACACACACACACACACACUCCAUCAUGUGUCUUAUAACGAGAUUACAUUCAAACAACAAUAUUGAUUAGCAAACUGGGCAUGUAAAUGGCUGUCAGGUCAAGCGGUGGCAAUCAAAUGAACCUUUGCUGCUGACAUUAAUUUACAGGGGUCAACAGGACUAAACUGCACGACAUGAUAGCUGAUCUGGGCGAUGAUGAGCUACCCCACAUCCCUUCAGGAGUCAUUAAUCAAUCUAGGUCACCCUCUUCUAGAAUGACUGAUCAUGAAGGUGCAAGAGCAGAGGAAGGUACAACAAAUUCACCUACUUAUUUUAUUUUUAGAAGAUUUUCUUUUAAAACCACACUUGUAUAGCCCCUCCAAACCCAGUGCUAACAUUUAGAUGCCAUUGUUGCUGGGCAACAUGGCUUUGCGAAAGAAUACCACUUCAGUCCUUUAGCUUUUUUGUCUUGUAUAACAGAAAUCAAUACCCAGAUUUUGUAUGUUUACUUGAUUAUAAAGCUUAAUAAUAUAACAGUGGUGCAUAGCAAAUAUUAAGCAACAAUAAGGUAAAUUGGUAAAUGAUACCCUUCUCUGAAGUUUUAUUAAUUAUACUUUGUUGAGAAUAUUUUUUUUAAAAAGUCUGUCCUUAUCCAAACAUAUUGCACCAGUGUUCAGUGGAAAUUAUUUGUGCUUUGCUCACCAUCUGAAAUAAAAUGCUGUUAGCUCAGCAUUUUAGCAUUGGUAAUCAAAGUACAUGUUCUGAUGUUUUCAAAAUUAGUCCCAAAUUUGCUCCUAAAAUAUUCCCUAAAACAAAGGAAAUCCUAUCUUAAGGACAGUUCUAUCUUAAAAAUAAAAAAUGAGGUUUUCCUUGAUAUUCAUAUGUUGGCCAUGCAAAACCCUUAGUAUGUGGUGUUUGAACAAGGUUUGUGCUUAUGCACUGUUACUGUUAGUUGUCCUGUAUUGACAGCAAAAGUUGUAUGUGCAGUCUUGUGCAAAUGGCACAUCAUGGGAAUCAGUUCUCUUCUAAAGAUGCACAGAACUACCUUGAAGCAACUCCCCAGCCUGAUCCUUUAAAAAAGAAAAGAAAUUAGGAAAUAAACCAUUGGAAGGAGGUAGUCAUUUUAAUGUAGAGCAGCUGGAUGGAUCAGUUUAUAUACAUAGAUGGAUUGGAUGUGUGACUUCAUUCUCUCACUAGAGUGCAGCAUUCCUGCACUUUAUGUUGGAAUUUUAUUCUUUUGGCAAGCUGCAUAAUGUGAAAAUAGCAUGUUGUUUUGAGCUUUGCCUUCCUUUCCCACUGCUAGUUGUAUAGUCUAUUAACAGCAGCAGUAGAUUUUUAAAGUUUUGUUUUCUUUUUGCUGUGUCUGAUUCUCCUGGUUAUUUUGCUCAUUUACUUCUGCUAGAACUUCAGUAUCAGGAAAAUACAAACUUGACAAAAUUUAGACUUCCUCAUAUUGUAGAUAGUCAAUGUAUUCAUUCUAAAAAUAAUUAAUUAUUAAAUCGCUUGGUCUAAAUAACAAUUGUGCAUGCUUUGAAAACUGAUUCCUUCAGAUUUGGAAGUAGAGAAAAGUCUGUAGGAUAGGUAGCCUGAUGAUGCCUGCUUUUGAAAGUAAAGAUACAAAGAAAACUAAAAUUGAAAAUGUGACAUUAUGGAAUGUUAUGUUGGUCCAAAAGCAGGUUAAAUUCUCUUAAAAGAAAACAAUUUUCUGAAAUUGUAAAUACAUUUGAAAGCGCCACUUCACUGAUUUUUAGCAAACUAUUGAAAAAUAAAGUAGGAAUUAGUGAGGAAAUCUGGUGGAAUGCUGUUCCACUUGAAAACGGCUUUUGCUUGGGGACGGGGAGCAUAUGCUAACCUAAGAGAAAAGGGAGUGAUUGUCUCUGAUUUUCCCUUUCCCUUUCAGCCCCCACGGCCACCUUCCAUGCUAUUCUGGAGGGUCCCCCAACCCUCUGGAAAAGUUUUUUUGGGGGGUGCAGGAGGCUGAAGUAGGAAGGGACAACUGGAGAAAAUUCCUAUCCCCUUCUCUUAAUAUAGCAUGUGCUGGAUUUAAAGCCAUUUCACUUCUACUGAAUUUCACCCUAGGCUUAAAUGAGUGAAUGCCUCUUCAUCUUAUCUCUUAAUAAUCAAGUACAGACACUGUUCAUUUGCCCUAUUAAAACAAAUCAAAACGUGAUUUUUAAAAAUAUUCAGUGAGGCAGUAGUUUGGUAAUUCUGUCCAUGCCUUCUUAAGAAGUAAGUCCAUUGAGUUCAGUGGGACUUACUCAGAGGGAUUACAUUGUUUAUAGGAUUGCAACUAUUUUGUAUUUUCAGUGAAAGGUUAUUUGAGGGGGGAAAGGCACAAAUUUCAUUUUGAAUAACAGUGCAUAAUGGCAUGUUUGAAAAGGUAAGUGAAUAUUAAACGAAACUGAAACAGCUCUGAUGCAAUAUUUAUCUCUUGCUUAUUCAUGGUCAUUAGUAAUCAAUAAAACAGAUCAGUAAAAUUAUACUCAAAAGGGGAAUCAAUGUGUGGAAAGGGAAACAAAAAAAUUACAGCAUUAUUAUAGUUACAGAUGUUAGUGACUACAAAUAUGUAAGAAGGGAUUUAUUAGUAGAUACCAUGUUUUAUUGAUGAAAUUUAACAUAUAAAUGUAAAUGUGCCAAUGCAAAAUAUACUUCUUUUGGGGAAUCGUUGAGCUUUAAUUCUUGGUUCUUAUUAAAAUCUUACCAAUUCUUAAUCUCCAGAUCUUAAUAAACUAUUUUUUGUCUCUUGUAGCUGAGCCAAUUACGUUUCCAUCUGGAGGGGGCAAGUCAUUUAUUAUGGGUUCAGAUGACGUUUUGUUAAGUGUUCUGGGCCUUGGGGACCUUGCAGACUUGACUGUAGCUAAUGAUGCAGAUUACAGUUACGAUGUAAGUAUAACUUUAUUUUAAAAUAGAUCUAACAGUAGUACAUUCUUAGAAUGUUCCACAUAAUGUAGGUCUGCAGCUAUGCACCAUGCAUAUUAUUUCAUAUGAUUAUUAUAAAUAGGUCUCCACAAUAAAAUGUAUUAAUGACACACACCAGAUAAGAUUCUUGUAAAAUCAACAAGAAACUUACUGUAGUUGGCAUUUAACGACAGUAUCUUCGUAGUAUUUACAUUGUUUCAAGUGCAUCCCGAAAAGGUUUUUAUAAUCAAAAUCCUUAAAAAGGUAGCGAGACACAUACAUAAACUGAGAUGAUGUGAAAGAAAGAUGACUCAGGUAUGAUGUAUUGUGUUGUAAUAAAGAUAGGAAUUAGGGGAGGAGAAGGACAAUGGGAUAUGGAAGUUUGUCUUCUUUAACCAUCAGAAAUCCUCUUAGGUAGCUUGUGUUUACUAAAACUUCAGGAGGCUGUCAUAAAUCCUCAACAUUUUCUAUACAAGCAGCAGAUUUAGAAAAACCUGCUUUCAAAAUGAAAAGAAAUACGUUAUCGGUAUUCUUAUAAAAAUGCAAGAGUUGGUACUGAAGGUCAUUCCACAGCAUUGCAAUGCAAUCCUAGCAGAACAGAUUCCUUGAUAACAUUUAUUGAACUUAUGCUUCAGUUUGUGUUCUGUGAUACAUGUGGCAAUGAAGAGGCCACAGCCGACAAGCUUUUAGCCGUGUGCCUCUCUUACUUAGAUGUUAACAAUAUGCAUUCUUACUUUAGCUGCCAGCCAACAAAGAUGCCUUUCGGAAAACAUGGAAUCCUAAGUAUACGCUACGCAGCCACUUCGAUGGAGUGCGGGCAUUAGCUUUUCAUCCUGUAGAGCCUGUGCUGGUUACGGCCUCUGAGGACCAUACCCUAAAACUUUGGAACUUGCAAAAGACAGUUCCUGCCAAAAAGCAAGUAUACAUUUAGAUACUGUCGAGAGAAAUCGCUGGAAGUGUCAUAUUGGGGGAGAUCAAUUAUGCUGACCUCUUUAUUUCUGACACCUUUCUUACAGGAGUGCCUCUUUAGAUGUGGAACCUAUCUACACAUUUAGAGCCCAUAUGUAAGUAUCUCCAUGUUCUCAUACAUAGAUUCCACAGGCAGACGACUGCCGGUACACCUAGAACAAACGAUGGUUAGCGCUCAGGGUUUGUCUGGAGCGAGGUGCUGGUUUUGUCACUUCUGCUUCCUGGGAGAUAGAGGAGGAGGGGCAAGGUUGGCUUGGUGCAGAUGCACCAAUAGGAGCACCGGAUUGACUUUGCCAAGGUGCUUGUGCUGACCGCCACCUUAGCGUUGCCCCGUCUCCCAGUAAGUAGCAGUGAUGCAACCAACCAGAGAUCUGUUGAGUGAUGCCAUCACACCAUGCUGUUCACUACUGGUUAUGGUUAUGGUUAUGAAGUGUUAAAAGUUGAAGUGACAAGAUAAUGUAAGAUGUGUUUGUUCCCUUGUUUCUGAUAAACGAAGUACUGUUUAUGUUAUGUGGUGGGAUGAAAUAAGGAUAUGUUGUGUAUUAAGAAUGGAAGCAGCUUUUUGUGUGUGCUGGUAACUUGCUCUUCUCUCUCAUAACUUUUCAAAUGAGUUUGUUAAAUUACCGUAUUUUUUGCACCAUAACACUCACUUUUUUCCUCCUAGAAAGUAAGGGAAAAUGUCUGUGCGUGUUAUAGAGGAAAUGCCUACGGGUGGCAUGCCUACGGAUUUUCCUCCUCUAAAAACUAUGUGCGUGUUAUGGUCGGGUGCGUGUUAUAGAGCGAAAAAUACGGUACUAAUCAUACUUACUUUAAGUUCUUAGCUGUUCCUAAGUUCUUGAUUUAGUUGAGUUUCUGUUUUUCUAAAUGAGCACCUUAUGUGUCCUUAGUAUCUAUUCUGUUAAUAGUUCCAAUUGUACUACUAAUAGGAUUUUUCCUCUCGAAUCUUUCAUAUUUUAAUGCUGAUUCUUGGCUUUUGUACUAUUUAACAAAAUUGUAAGGUUACCAGCAAGUAUGUGUGUUUAAAAGUGUAAUUUUGAUAUUCUACUCAAUCUUUGAAAUUUAAAACAAUAAAGCAAAAUUGACUUUGGAAUUUAAUGUACUGCUUUUGUGUUUUAAAACAGUGGACCUGUAUUAUCAUUGGCAGUUAGUUCCAAUGGAGAGCAGUGUUUUAGUGGUGGAAUAGAUGCAACUAUACAAUGGUGGAACAUGCCUAGCCCAAAUGUGGAUCCUUAUGAUACAUAUGGUAAGCAUUAUUGAAAUAUGUCAUAAUGUAGUUAGGUUGUUUCUGUAGUGAUCCAACUGUGAGGUUUCCAGUGCAUGGACAACUGCGGUCAAGCUAUGCUGAUCCGGGAACAGCUAUAAUUAUCCAAUCAAUUAAAAUUGGUGAAAGGCACUCGUAGCCAUGAAGGACACCUCUGCCUGCAGUGGCAAUGCUGGAUCCUAUCUAGGCAGGCAGUUUUCCAACUUCCUUGAUGUGGGAACUUAACUGCUCACCCACAGAGUCUUAGUCUUGCCAGGAGUCAGACUCUUCUUUUUUAGCCCUCAUCUAGCCCACCAUUGUAUUCAGACACCAGUCCAGGGCCUUCUCAGCUGUUCCCAAUCAGAUGUUAGUGAGAAAUAGAGUUCGGUAUCAUCAGUGUACUGAUGACACUUUGCUCCAGUGACCACUCCCAUUGGCUUCAUGUAGAUGUUAAAUAGCAUUGGAGGCAGUUUGGUGCCCUGUGGCAUCCCAUAGCUCAAAAGCCUAGGUAGGACCCACGUAGCACUCAUCCAGUGCUGCUUCCCGAAGCCAUUUGUGGAGACAAGAAAUAAGAUCAUUUAUUAUGACUAUAUAAUUUGGAAUCUCACAACAAAUUGAUAGAUUAUCCACACAGAUUUGCAUUAUAAGAACCCAUACAUCUUUUGGUAUGCUGGUUAGAAAUGCUCAAAAGAUUGACUAAUUAAUUUUGUUUUUCUUUUUUUUUCUAAAGAGCCAAACGUUCUAGCUGGCACAUUAAUUGCUCACACGGAUGCGGUCUGGGGUCUUGCUUAUAGCGGUAUAAAGAAUCACUUACUAUCUUGCUCAGCAGAUGGCAGUAUUAGAUUAUGGAAUCCACCAGAAAAAGUGCCCUGCAUUUGCACUUACAAUGGAAAUAGAGGUGAGCUGUGAGGUUUUCUAUCUGUUAACAAAAGUUUAAGUUUAAAACAAAAUAUUUUUGUAAACACACACACACAAGCCAAGAAAUAGUAUUUCUAGAAGCAAAUCUAAAGUUCAUAAUAGCAGGUAAUGAUGGUCUAGACACCUGUGUUUCCUUUAACUCCAAGUCCUUUUGGUUUUUGUAUGUUGUUGUUUUUCAAUGGUUUGUUUGUUUAUUGAAAAUUUUAAAUAAUUUCCUUUCAUUGUAUUUUCUAUUGCUCUGGCUGGCUAACAACAAAUAAACCAAUAAAAUCACAUUAUGAUCCCUGAAUCCAAGCCAUUUUAUUUCGGGUGGCAGUUAUACUUGGAAGCAACAUAAAUUGCUUUAAAAUAAAUAUAGCUUGGUGUAUGAAGUUUUUUUUUAAAAAAAAAGAUCAGUACAUUGACUUUAAUUAUUAUAUUUAUCUUUGAGUAAAUUAAUUAUCUUAGAAACUUAAAUUGGAUGUAGAAGUAGUUCUCUUAACAGAUUCAUUGUUCGUUCUUUUCUUUCGGCUCCAGAGUAUGGAAUACCCACAUCAGUUGACUUUAUAGGUUGUGAUCCUGCUCAUAUGGUGACGUCAUUUAGCACUGGCAACACCGUCAUCUAUGAUUUGGAAACAUCCCAGGCACUGGUAAUGCUUUCAUCACAGACUGAUUCUGGUAAGCAAAAGAGGUUCUUUACUGCUCUUUUUAUCACUUUUGCAGCUGGGACUUCAUCUUACAAGGCCAAGGUGUAAUAUAAAUAUAGGAAAACAUUUUUCUUCAAAUGGAUAUUUUACAUCAGUGAAAUAUGUGUACAGAAAUCCUGGGGAGGUUCAGCUGAAGUAGUUCAGUGAUGCCACAGUUUUUGUUCUUACCAGAUAUUUGCUUGCCGGCCUUAUUUUUUGUUAAAUUUCUACCCUUCCCUUCCUUUCAAAGGAGCCCAGGGUGACUGUGUAGUAAAACAAUGCAAUUAAAAAUAAUCUAAAAACAUAUUCGAAACAUUUGAAAGCAUCUCAGAACUUCUGAAAAUGUAUGAACAUUCACAUACCCUCACAACUAAUAAUUUCACAGUUGCCAGGAACACUAUCUUUCUGCCAUCAAAUGCCUGGUAAACAGGAAUAUUUUUAAGUUCCUCUGGUGGUGUUGAAUUUGGUUCUGGGAAACUUUGUUUUAAAUCCUGCCUCAACUGUGUGAACUUACUGGGAGGUCUUGAAAGUUGCCAUCAGCAAGUCCCCAUGUGUUAAAUGGAAGAAUUAGGAUGAACUGCUUCAAAGAAGAAUGGCGAGGACAAACAAGAUUUUUAAAAAACCACAUUUCAUUUGCCAGAUAAAAAGUCCUUGAUGUCCUUUUGCUGACAUGUUCACCCAGACCUCUUCAAGUAAGGAGAUGCCUAAUGAAAGCUGCCUCUUAAAAUGUUCAUUUCAAGUAGUACAAGUGCCAGUGUUACACAUCUGCUCAUCCACUUUUUCUUCAUUGCCCAUACCCCAGAAAUCUUUGCUAAAAUAGUACAUGAGCGCCCCAAAACUAGGGCCAUAAUCAGUUUGAUUAAAGCAAGCAUUGGCAAGCAUGGUUUAUUAGACGUUCUGUGUCAGAGUAAUAGUAGUUCAGUUGCAAAACAGUCAAACCAUCAUAUACACUGGUCUGUGUGGGUGAGGAUGGUUUAGACUGAGCAGAGGCAUCCCUCUACUCAUCUCUCUCCCUGGUCUUCUGCUGUACAUAGAGGAGGGGUUCCAAGGCCAGUGGAGUUUAGCAGAAAUGGGGCAUUCUGAGAGGGGGGGACUGAGCCAUUAUUGUUUGACUUGAAACUUGACCGCUGCUCCAGCCUGAAGCUUCUGCAGGGAUCAGGCUCAGUCGUCCUGCCCUCCCACCUUUUGCUUCGCCAUAAAUGACUGAACUGUAGAUGUGGUGGCGGCAGCUCAACUACUCCACAAAACUCCACUGACAGUGGGUAGGGGUAGUCGUGGUAUGUCCUCUGGCUCAAAUUUUCUUUCCUCCCAUUUCUUUCUGGGGUGGGGGUGGGGGAGAUGAAAAGCUUCCACUUCUAGUUUCUUGGCAAACCAUCAUUUGGCAUCUUUUGUCUUGCUAUAAGCGGAAGAGUCCAGUCUCUUCCGAUUGUGUGCAAAGGAGGGGGACACGAGAGCCUGAGGCUUGCUGUUGCUCGUUCUCAUAGCAACAACCCAGCCCCCACUUUUCCUGAAUUGGAGCCAGUUUUGUCUUUGAAUCCAUCCUUUGACAUACAUGCAAACUCCCAUAAGAAGCUAGAGUGACAGGGAUAACUUGUGGAGAUUAGAUAGAUAGAUAGAUAUGCACCAAACAUGUUAACUGAAUUCAUUGUGAUUCCUUCCUCCUCUGAUUGUCAUCUCUAUUGUGUUCUCAGGUUUACAAUCAAACAAUCACAUUAACAGGGUAGUAAGUCACCCAACACUCCCUGUAACAAUAACAGCUCAUGAAGAUAGACACAUCAAGUUUUUUGACAAUAAAACGGGUAAGGAAAUGAAAAUGCCCUUCUUCCUUUUCGUCAGCAUCCUGCCAAUUCCUCUGAUACUUUUCUUAUGCUCCUGCUUGUUCUAUAGAUUCUCCUGUCAAUCAUCCCUUCUUUAGUCUGUAACAUUUGGGUCUUCUUUCAGCCUUUCCCACCUAAUCCCCAGUUUCCCAAAUCCUCCACUGGAACGUUGUGAUCAUAGCAGCUCAAGACAGUGGCUGAGGUGCAGUGGGGUGAUGGGGGGGAUGGCAAGCCUAUGUUUAUUCCUUUAAGAUUGAAGUUAAAAGUAUUUUAUCUUUCACUGCUGUGGCGGGGAAAUAGCUGGAGCUAGAAUUGGCAUCAGGAAAUAGGAGCUGCAGAUGGGAUUAGUCUCCUGCCCCAAAUUGAGAAGCAUAUCCCUGUCUCCAUUAUUCUGUUCUAGCCCUCUGGAUUCUGUACUUUGUGCAGCUUCAGUGACUGGGAAUUAUUUUCAAUAUGUUAUUGGCUUGGUGUUUCCUACGUUUGUUCUUGCUUUUUGCAAAUCUAUUAAUAGCUGUUUAACUUUCUCAAUAGAGUGUGUCAACUUGCCUUCAAGCGGCAUUCAUAAAGAAUUGGCAAUCAGAAACAAAAUUACUAUGAUAAUGAAGACUCUAAAAGUCAUAUGCCAUCCCUUUAACAUAAUCGUUUUAAAACUGUUACUCAUCUAAGGGCAAAUGUUUAUGCCUUUCUGUGACCUUCCUUGAAGCACCUAGCAGGCCACCAAUGGAAACAGAAUGCUGAGCUGGAUGGAAACCUGUUCUGAUCCAACAAUGCAGUAUUUUUGUUUCUUAAGGUUGAAUCCUUGGUAACCGUUACAUGUUCUUUAAUUGCUGUUAGGUAAAAUGAUCCAUUCUAUGGUUGCUCACUUGGACGCUGUCACAAGUUUAGCUGUGGACCCUAAUGGAAUCUACUUGAUGUCUGGAAGUAAGUCUAUUGUAUUUUAAUAUUCUGUUGGAAGCCGCCCAGGGUGGCUGGGGAAACCCAGCCAGAUGGGCGGGGUAUAAAUAAAGUAUUAUUAUUAUUAUUAUUAUUAUUAUUAUUAUUAUUAUCAGCAGCAGCAACGUCUCCUGUAUUGCUAGCGGAUCUUGUUGUAUUGUGUAUUUAGCUAUGUCUGAAAUCUUGACUUGUUUUUCUCUUCAUUCAGGUCAUGACUGCUCUAUUAGAUUGUGGAAUUUGGACAGCAAAACGUGUGUGCAAGAAAUAACAGCCCAUAGGAAAAAGCUGGAUGAAUCCAUUUAUGACGUAGCUUUUCAUCCAUCGAAAGCAUAUAUUGCCAGUGCAGGAGCCGAUGCCCUUGCCAAAGUAUUUGUGUGACAUAACAAAGCAAACCUGCAUCUCAUGUAGCAGGUUUGCCUGGACGAAAAGAGGGAAUGCGUCACUGCCAUCACUGAAACGGUUACUGAUGAGACACUACAUGUGACCAGCCUCAGCAGAGACUGUGUGUUUGGGGCAGAUUUAAAUUGGUCAAAUCACGAUCUCGUGAAUAACGCUGGGCUGAUUCAUUUAACUGUAAUUACUGUAUUUUUGAAAGGAAAAAAAAAAGCAAACCAGUAUUUGUAGCCUUGACUGGAUAUGGACUGAGCGUUUGUCUGUUAUUUAGGUGUGUCUUUAAACGAACGUGGAGUCGGAUCUUAUUAAAGACUUUUAUUUUGGACUCUGUGUGCUGCCUUAGGGUUAGGAAUGUGGUGCUCUUGUUGGGGGAGUGAGCUCCAAGAGUAGCUUUCUUUGCAUCUCUUAGUAUCUUCACUUAUCAGUCAAAUGCCACAGAUUCCCCUUUUAAACUUUUAUUUUGCUUUAAAGAAAAAGGAAUUAACUUAAAAUAUUUAGCAUUAGUUGCACAAAAUAUUUGGAUAAAAUUCUAGUUUUUAUAUGUCUUUUAUAUAUUUAGCCUGUCACAACAGUGCUCAAGAUUGUAUGGAUGAUGUUUUUUCUGCAUUAUAGGACCCGAAACCACAGAGAUCUUGCUGGCCCGCUGCCCUGUAACAAUACCGUUUCCUUUGUUAUCUAAUGAAGCUCAACUAAGUCCUUUCAUCAGGAUGCUAAUUCAUCAUCAUUGCAUAACUGGCUUCCUAAAGGACUGACUGUAAAGAAUUGUGUAAGCGAAACACAAAGGAACUAAGUACCCCCAGCCCUCCCAAUGAACUUUUAAAAUUAAUCUUGGCAUCCUAUCACUAUGUGAUAUUUUGUACAUCUUAACUGUAUUUACGAGAUUAUUUAUCAAGGAUUACCCAUCUGGCUAAUGGCCUAUUAUUUAUUUCAUUUUUGUUGGUCUUUAUAUUCUUUUUAUGUAGCGUAUCAAGGGGCCCUGUAUAUCUAUUAUGGCACUCUUCGAACAGUCUAAAAUAGAUUAAAAAUGGGACAUGUAAUAGUUUUAAAAGUUAGACAGACUUUUUCCAGUUAAGUGUCUGGAGUAAAGUUGAUUCCAGGAAGUCAUUUCAGAACUUUUGGAGUGAAAAUGUUUUUAUUUGCGGUUCAAAUAGAAUGCAAAAGUAGUUGAAUCAAGAGUCAGAAAUUGGCUGUGUUUGGAAUAGUUAUUCUCUGCUUUGAUUUGUUUUUUUCAGAUGUGCUUCAGUUUAUGGUGUAACAAAAAGAUUUUGUUUGUGUAACUGCAUGAUUAAGACAAUAAAGUAUUUUUUCUAGUCUUCCACAAAAAUCUUUCUGAUCAGUUUGCAAGUUUUGAUGAGUUUUGUAAGUUUUCUGUUUUACAAACUAUGAAUCAGCAAAUUUUUAAGAUUGUACAACAUAGCAAAAGUACAGCUGUUUAAAAAAAUAAUGUAUAUAAAAUGCAUAUAAUAAAUACUAAAUGGUGUACCUGUAUGUUACUGUUGGUUAUAUUUUGUGUUGCAGAGUUUUAAGUGUCGUUUUAUUCUUCAAGUAAUUAGGAAAGGAAGGUUUAAAUUUUAACAAAACUUGCUUUGCACAUUUUAAUAAACUGCAUUGCUUUAAAGACUUGUAAUAUUUAUCAACAGUUUCAACUGUGCCACUCCCUUAUAAGAACCAGUUUCAAGAACAAAUAGUGAUUUGUAUUUUAAAAAUGGGAAACACAAUGGCAGGGCAGCUUGUAUUUUUUUAAAUGAGAAUAUUGUCAAGCAAUGGCAUUAGAGUCAAAUUUGAAAGCAAAUCAGUUCAAUUCUUCACAUGCCUGCUCAGAAGUAAGCCCCACUGAGUUCACUGAGGCAGACGACUAGGAUUACAGUUUUAGAUAUUUGAUUUUACAAUCUUAAAGGAAUCUUGUGUUUAUUCUUUAUCAUCUACAAUUAAUGAAAUCAUUGUGCCUUUACUCUAAAAGGUAGAUGAUACUAAGUAGCACACUUUUGAGUGUAAAACUUUCCAUUUAAUAGACUAGAUUCUUAAAACACAGAUUUUGAGUGGUUUUUCCAUGCCUAUUCCGCCCCAAAAAUCAUAAUCAUAAGAUGAUUGUUUCUGUAACUGUUCAUGGCAAAACAGUUCAUAGAACCUUUGUGUGCCAUUCAUUUAAUCUUGUAACAUGUCUUUCUUCCAUAAAUUGUUUCUACAAAUGGACCCAUUCUUUAAAGAGAAAAUCGGCACAAUACAAACUAAGAAUGGGUGGCAGCAUGUUUCUUGAAUUAGUUGCUGAGCACAUCAUUGGGACAUGGAAAAUGUUCUUAUAAUGGAUGGUAUCUUGUGUUUCCAUGUUUUACAAUUAGAUUAGCAGAGAGAAUGUAUUUCUCAGAUUGAACAGGAGCAAAACAAGAUGGUAACGUACCCUUGACAAAGUAAUGUAAGCAUAUAUUGCAUAGAACCAGAUUAGAGAAAAAGCAGCACCAUUGUUUGCAAUCCUGAUGCAUUAAAUUUAUACUGUAAAUAAAAAAGGAAACCCCACCUUUGACCAUAGAGCUCAAAGUGUGGUUUCAAAAUGUGUCUGUGUGUAGAGGUUUUUGAAAACUCUUCUGCUGAUUUGCACUCUUGGUUUUUUCCACCAAUUUAAAGCAUUAACGAAUAGGCAAGAGUGGUUUUUAUUUUAUUAUAUUGGAAUUAAUUAUAUUGGAAUUAGUUUCAUAAUUGCCUUUUCUUAAGUCAAACAUUGUUCCUGGCAGCUUUUCCGGAGUGCUGCAUUCUAAGGCUUAAAUGAAAUGUGACUCUUUAAUAAACAUUGCCAAAC
Podarcis lilfordi (Lilford's wall lizard) is the source of this 44916-nucleotide messenger RNA. Lineage: Eukaryota; Metazoa; Chordata; Lepidosauria; Squamata; Lacertidae. The record is from the annotation of a GenBank genome assembly.